GAAGAUCUUGCAUUACUUCCUAAAAGGUUUGUAUUCUCUGGGGAGGAAGGAGUGUCUCCCUCGACAAUAUCUUCCUCUGUAUGCACAAGAUUAAAGACAUACAGAAAUGAAAUCUCCGAAUUAGGUGCUCCUGUUUGACCCAGCCAACUUAAUUUUUUUCUGGAAUAGAGAAGGGGAAUUUUUCUGUGAUGAAAUGAAAAUCCUCUUCAGAUAUCAGAGAUCUGAUGAAUGAUUAACUUAGAGAAAUUUUGCUAGCAAAUUCCAUUUACAGAGUUGCAGGCAACCAGAACACCAAAAGGCUUGUCUUCCCAUCAGUCUCAGCUGCUCAGGGCAAACAUGAAUCUUCUUGGUAUUUUCUUAUUUCUGGCCUUUUGUGGAAGAGGUUUGACUCAGGAGCAAACGUAAGUAAGGGUUGCUUGUGUCUGUUGUUGUGUUAAAAUGGGGCAGAUGCAGAAUGGGGCUGUCGGGUUGCUAACUAUGACAAGAUUGCAAAGAAUUCUCCAAGAGUAUUGCUGGAUUCCAUUUACUAUUGCUGAUGCAAAAGUGGUGCUUUUGAUUUUGGAAGCCUUAGGUAAUAUGGACCCUUUGCACUUCAAAAAGCCUCUUCUUCCAUAGCUUUGUACUGAUAGUAUAAGGCCAACAGUAGGUGGUCAGACGCGGGUGGCGCUGUGGGUUAAACCACAGAGCCUAGGACUUGCUGAUCAGAAAGUCGGCGGUUCGAAUCUCCAUGACGGGGUGAGCUCCAGUUGCUCGGUCCCUGCUCCUGCCCACCUAGCAGUUCGAAAGCACAUCAAAGUGCAAGUAGAUAAAUAGGUACCACUCUAGCGGGAAGGUAAACGGCAUUUCCGUGCGCUGCUCUGGUUCACCAGAAGCGGCUUAGUCAUGCUGGCCACAUGACCCGGAAGCUGUACGCCGGCUCCCUCAGCCAAUAAAGCGAGAUGAGCACUGCAACCCCAGAGUCGGUCACGACUGGACCUAAUGGUUAGGGGUCCCUUUACCUUUACCUUUAGGUGGUCAGAGCCAAUGGUUGAAAGCAACAAGGCAGGCAGAUGGGGGCUGGCUGAGAACAGGCUGAAGGUAGUGCGGCAGUACCCCAUUUGUCCUUAUGCACUAGUCUCCGCUGCUGCUGCUGGCAUCACCUGAGACCCUGCCUCAGGUAAGCAGCACCUGCCUCAGGUAAGCAGCACCACCCUCAUUCCUGAGCUCCUUGCCCAAAUAUGUCCACCAACUAGCCUGUCAUGGUACAAAAAGGCAUUUGGAGAUGUGACGCUCAAAUUAUAUGCAGUGCUGAGUCCUGGGUAGUUUACUCCUUGCUUGUUUUCUCUUCAGCUGCUUUCUCAUCAGACCCCCCUCUCCCUCUCAAGAUGCUUCCCCUCCCAGCAGGGGAACAACUAUAGGGUCUUGUUUUUUUUCCAGAGGUGGAGAAUCUUUUUGCCCACACAGGGCCACAUAUCCUCAUGAGCAACCUUCUGGGUGUCAGAGGCAGAAAAGUGGAUGGAGUAAUAUAUGCAAUGCUUAUGUUUAUACUAUUGUUUGUUUGUUUUAUUUAAUUAUUAAUUAAUUUGUAUUCUACCCUUCCUCCCAAAAGAAGCCAGGCUGGCAAACACAUACACAACUUAAAACAAAGACAGAAAUAAUUUAAAAUAGUUAAAACAUUUUAAAAACAAUUAUAAUUUAAAACAUCUAAAAGCAGUUUACAGUAACAAACAUUCUCCGAAAUAGUGUUUCCAGGGUUGCCAGGAUCAGGAUUAUUUGGUUUGCAAUUCCCUGGGUGAACAGCAAUGUUUUCAAACUCCUCCUGAAAGUUAUUAAUGAUGGAGACAGAUGCACCUCAUCAGGGAGAGCAGACUACAAAUGGGGGGUGGGCCACCACAGAAAAGGCCUGUCAGGGAUCAGGGCCAACCAGAAAAGGCCUGUCAGGGAUCAGGGCCAACCAAUAAGGCCACACCUGCGAAUUGUAGGAUUUGAGAUAGUUGGUAGAGGGGAAGUCACCCUUUUAAGUAUUUGGGUCCCAAGCCAAUUAGGGUUUUAGAGCUCCCAUUGCUUGGUCCCAGCUCCUGCCCACCUAGCAGUUCGAAAGCACGUCAAAGUGCAAGUAGAUAAAUAGGUACUGCUCCGGCGGGAAGGUAAACGGCAUUUCCAUGUGCUGCUCUGGUUCGCCAGAAGCGGCUUAGUCAUGCUGGCCACAUGACCCGGAAGCUGUAUGCAGACAAACGCCGGCUCCCUCAGCCAAUAAAGCGAGAUGAGCACCGCAACCCCAGAGUCGGUCACGACUGGACCUAAUGGUCAGGGAUCCCUUUACCUUUACCUUUAUCUAAGCGAUGUACAAGCUCAAAACUGAGUUCAAAAUGUACAAGCUCAAAACUGCGGACAAAUGCCAGCUCCCUCAGCCUAUAGAGUAAGAUGAGCGCACAACCCCAGAGUCGUCUAUGACUGGAUGUAAUGGUCAGGGAUACCUUUACCUUUAACUAACACCUUGCAUUGUGCCUGGUAGCUCAUGCGCAGCCAGUGCAGUGCAUUCAGGACAGUGUCACGUGGUCCCAUAAGGCUGCUCCACUUAUCAAUCUAGCAUCUGCAUUCUGCAGUAGCUGCAGUCUCUGGACCAUCUUUAAGGGCAGCACCACAUAGUCCAAGUGGGAGUUCACAGGAGUAUGGACAACUGACCCUGGGCAUAAGCACUCUUAACUGCAGAAGCAAUUUGAGAAUUGAGUGGCAGCUGGAAUCCAAGAGCAGCCUCAGACCACAACCCUGAUUCUCCAGGGGUGAUUCAAUCCCUCCCUACAUUCCAGGCUACAUUGCAGCAAGAUGAAACUCAGAUCUUCACGCAGGCAAGCAAACUAGGCUGUGCCAACGCCAUAUCUUUAAAGCACCGCCCCCCCGAAAAACCCCAUGGGAAGUGUACUUUACCCCCUUCAAAGCUACAGUUUCCUGCACCCAUAACAAACAACGGUUCACAGGAUUCUUUUUUUUGGGGGGUGUGUGUAUGUGCUUUUAAAGGUAUGGUGCAUACUGAACCACAAAGGCAUUGUUGCAGCUGAAGUCAAUUAAAUGCAUGGAGCAAUGCCAGUCAUGGCCUAGGGAGAAGGCGUGACCUGGAUAGUGUCGCAAGGGCCAGAUAGAGUGGUCUGGAGGGGCCACAUCCAUCCCUAAGGCCUGAAGUUCCCCAUCUCUACCACAUCUGGGGCUGGGAAAAACAGUAGCUGGAGGGAAAAUAGUUAAGAACCCAUCUGCACAAUAUGUUCUCCUUUCUUGGGGGGGGGGGGGGAGUUGCUUCAGUCAGCCUUCACAGUUAUGUUCCUCUUCCUUUUAACCAACCUCAGGCAGGGGAAACCUGCACAGGACUCUAUGUCACUUGUAUUUUCAGCUGUGUUUUCAGAUACUCUUUCGAUCCCCCUGUGACAUUUUAAUAUUGCUGUCAGACUGGUUCUGUUUGUCUUAUUUAUUUAAAUGAUUACGGGCUGACAGUGUUGUUUACGUGAUUUGUGUAAUUCACCUUGAGGGCUCCUUUCAUGCCAAAAGCCAGGUAAGAAAGAAUAAUAAAGAGGAUAAGGUCAGAUACACAGUGGCAGCCAGCCAGCCAGGGUAAGAUCAGGAAGACGAUAUGCUGAUUGCAAUAUGCUGACUUAUCUGACAACCCUCAUGGAAACAAUGGCCAUGUGAUUUUGGGCAGGAAUUCAGCCCUGCAAAGCCUGCAGCACUUAAGGAUAUGAGGCACCUUAUUUCCAAUAUUUCUUUCUGGUUGUGGAUAUUCAGGUUUGGUGCAAGUACAUUUUGGUGAGAGAACCCCAGCAGAGAUCUGAAAUCACAAAAUAUGCAGCAAAGUAAAGUAUGGAAAUAUAGGCUGUAAGACCUUUAAAAUAUGCACUUCAAAUUGAGUUCCAAAGGUUCCCUAUUCCCCUAGCAUUGAAAAAAAAAAAAAGACUACAUGUUUGAUAAGUUUAAAAAUGUGCUUUCCUUUCUUUUUUCAUAAUUAUUUUUAUUAAAGUUUUCACAAUACAAUAAAACAAUAUCUAGAGCAGAUAGAAUUGAAAAGACAUGAGAGGAGAGAGAGAAAUGGGAAAAGAAAACAAAAGGAAAAAAGGAAGGAAGGAAGGAAGGAAGGAAGGAAGGGGGAGAGAACAGAGAGAUAAGAAACAUUAGAGAUAAAGAGAGGUGGUUCACUAUCAUGUUGUGCAGGCAUGGCAACUCUAGGGGGCAACUCAGCACCACCGAUGACUUCCUUUAGCACCACAUUUCCCAGGCACAGGUCUGUGUCUCAGUGGUUUUUCUUUUGUCCUGCAACUUUCCUCAGGAAAACUCACAUUUCACCAUUCAGCAGUAAAACACAGUUUCGCCUGGGGAAAGCGGGGAAGCUUGGAUACAGAGCUUUAAAGUCCAGCACAAAAGGCAGUCUGGAUGAGCCCUAAGUGGGGCAGUCUGCCCUCUCUUCCGAGCUACAGCUUAGGGUUGGCGUGCCAUCCCUGAAGAACCUUUACAAUGAUCUCCUUGCUAUGGAUCCAGCCUAAUGCCCUUUGUUGUAGGAUCAGAAUAGCGGUUGGGAAGGCACAACCUGAACCACCUUAAAUAGCUCAGUUGUGGAGCAGAUUUCCUGUAGCAGUUGUGAGCGUGGUUUUAUUUUGAGAGUAUUUUCUCAGCUGCUAUAAAGUGAGAUGUGAAUAAACUCAGUGCAGAAGUGAAUACGUAUAACUAGGAUUGCCACCUUUUCAACUUGCCUGCAUAACUGCGCCUCUAUUAGCAGUGGUGGCUGGCAGCAUUUGGGAUGGAAGGCCUGUGCCCUGCUUGCUCUAAAGUCACCAUAGUCAGUUCGGGUUUCUCUAGGGGAGCCAGAAGUUCUUACCUACCCCAAUUCAGUAACUAAUAGAUGCAGAAGAAGAAAAAAGUACUUGAGGGGUUAUUUACAAGGAUGUGGUGAAGUAUUACCUGCCUGGAGAAGAACAGGAAGAGGCAGUUCUGAGAAAAAAGGUGUUCUUAUAGGGUUUGGUCAGUUUGUUUUAAAUAUGGAAACUGAGCACAGUUUAUCCUUAUAUAAACGGAGUACAUGGGCCCCCUGCUGUUGACUGUCAUUUAAGUGCUUAAUAAACCUACCCCACCCCCAUUUUUCAGACAGUACUUUAUCAGCUUUCCUUGGAAUCCAUAAAAAAAAUAAAAUGAUGCCCCUUUCUCUUACAGUUAUGUCGUUUCUUCACCCAAAAUGUUCCGCGUUGGGGCCUCUGAGAUGGUGGUGAUUCAAGCCUUUGGAUAUGAACAAGAGUUUCCAGUCACAGUAUCUGUGAAAAGCUUCCCAGAUAAGCAAACUACUUUCGCCUCUGGUCGUGUUCAGUUAACACCUGCCAAUAAGUUUCAAGGAGCUGUAACGUUAACGGUAUGUAGUACAGCAUUUCUGAUACAUGUGUGUGCUUGGUUUAUAACAAUGGUGGGGAACUUCAGGCCCUCCAGGCCUCUCUAUGUGGCCUUCAGAACUCCCCACAGACCUUACCCACCACUGGCCCUGCUUUGUACUUUAAAGCGUUUUUGUCUGGCUUGAAUGUGUCUUUGAACUAUAAUAAUGCCUCUUGCUUGCCUGGUUGGAGGACAAAGUAGGGUUAUUAGUGUAUAGAAAGUCACCUACUGUACAAAAAUACAUCCAUUCACUUUUGCCUCUGGUCAUGCCCACCAUUGCAGGGGGUGGCCCAUCCCAUAGAUUCAUAGCUAACUGGGAAUUUGAACCCUGGUCUCCUAGGUCCUGGUGUUAUGUAUUGAAGUUCUCACCCUGGCCACCAGGAGUAUCGUGUAUAUAGUUUUCACUCAGGUCCACGUCAGUUAUUUUAGGCGGGAAACCCUGGGUUGUUGUUGCUACAAUGUUGACAGCCGGCUGCCUAUAAAAGCAGACCGGCUGAGCUGUUUGCUGUUCAGUUCUGUUCCAGCUUGCAAAUAAAGAGCUGCUUUGCAGAAAUCGCUGUGUCGUCUGCUAUGUCUACCCACUAUUUAACACCUAGUACAUCAACCUAAUCAUAAGUCCAUACUAGCUCUCUUGUACUCUUUUAAUUAUUUUUUGUUCGUAUUUUUGAUUACAUGUGCUUGCAUGUGUAUUUAAUAUAGUUUAUUUAUGUUCGUGUGAAGGCUUUGCCCAAAAACAUUUUAAAAUGUUUAAAUAAAUAAAUCAUGACUUAACAUAUGCAGGGCAGUACCCUUGCAACCACAAAAUGCUAUCUGUCACUGUUUUCCUCCAAUGGGUUACUCUGGCAUGCAUGUUUUUAAAACUAUUCUCUAUCACAUUUCUAGAUUCAGCCAAAAGAUUUGUCAAGCAGAGACCCAAAGAAUUCAAUUGGGCAUGUGUAUUUGGAAGCCAUUUCUCCACACUUUACAAGAGAGAAGAAAAUGCCUAUUACAUAUGAGAAUGGUUUUCUCUUUAUUCAGACUGACAAACCUGUUUACACCCCGGAUCAGUCAGGUAAAGUCAGCUUUCCUUUUGCUAAACACUUGGUGGCAAUUCACAUUAUCCUGAUCUUGUUUUAUUUAAAAGUCCCAAACAUUUUUAACCUAUAGCACUGAAUCAAUUAAUAAUUCAACUUGUGGUCUUCCAAACUUCUUGUGUGUGUUCUGCUAUGUGUCAUUGACACAAUAGCACAAUAAUAGUGCAGUAGUAGUAGGUCUCUGUUGCAGAAAAGCAAAUACUGUAAAUUCCCUCUCUUGAGUUUGUAGUUACUGCAUGUGUUACUUUAAACCACACAAGACACUGUUUGUCCAGUGAUCUAGCCAAUGAUCUCUGUCAAAGUUAAUUCCACUCCUACAAGCUUAGCUAUUUUGUUGUUUCUUCCAACUUAUUGAGACAAGAUGUCAGCUACUUUCUCUCUUGCAUCUCCUCUCAUCCUGUAAGUCGUUCCAACAUGAAUAUAUCCUUUGAACUCCAGAAACUGCAAGUGAUUAUUCCAAUAUAAUUCAUCCAAGCUACAAGGUCUGCUAACAGUCCCAUAUUGUGGCCAUUUCCUCCUUAUUAGCCUUCCACCAGCAGGCUAAAACCUUCCUAUUGAGAUAAUUGCUGGUUCUAAAUGUGUUUUGAUGUAUUUUAACUAUUGCAUUUAACUUUCUUUCUUUCUUUCUUUAAUUGAUGUUUUUAAAUUUUGGAAGUUGCCUUGAAUCUCAUCUUGGGGGUAAGGCAAGAUAUAAAUAAAAAAAUAGAAUCCACACACAGAAAUGCAAAGCUUAUGCAUGGUGACGUCCUGCUACUUAGGUGAUACCUAAGUGUGCAUCCUGACUCCCCACCCCCCGAAAAUGACAUGAGUGUAAUCUGUCUGGUGAUUAAUUAUAGUUAACAUUGGUUGCUGUUGAUUGCCAUUGCACUGCUGCUGUGGCUGUGUGUGUUUCUUUUGCUAUUGGUUGAUGGUUUUCUUGUGCUUAUGAUUUUGUUGGUAGCUGCCUUGGGAGGCCCUAAUGGGACUGAAAGUGAGGGAAAGAUUUCCUUAUAAAUAAAGUAAGUUAAAUAAGCAUUUUUACAUUACAGUGAAGGUCAGGGUCUAUUCUUUGAAUGAAGAACUGAAGCCAGCACAAAGAUCUGCCACCUUAACAUUUGUGGUGAGUCUAACAUGCAGCUAGACACAUUUUGUGCCAUAUCAAAAAAUAUUAAUUUUUGCAGUGUGAAAUUAGCUUUUGUGCACUUGUGCAUAUGAGAUUUAUUAAGGAGCUAGGCAGCUUAUUUUUAAAAGGGGCAGAUGAGAAAAAAUGAAAAAGAAGAAGAAGAUGGUGAAACCAGUCCUCUUGAAGUAUUUGUAAACUUUUAUUAAUAUUGUAUUAUGGAACUAAUUACUUGACUAGUCAAAGGAGUUUAUUGACUUAUAUUGAACUCUAAAGCAUAUAUGUAGGUGUAUGAUUGUUAUAAUUAGAAAACAAGCAGAAUAUCAUGCAGUUAUGCCAUAGUGCAUGUAAAAAACUCUUUCCUCACAUUAUCCUGUGCACAUGUGAAAAAUUCUUCUAUUUCGAACUGAGGCAGGGCUCAGCUUCAUAAUUAUGCCAUGUUGAGUAUGCGAGUGAUUUUAGCAGGCACUAACAAGCGUAUGGGGAAGGUGCCUGCUUGAUUUCAAUAGGCAGGGAGUUCCAAAGUACAGGCACUGCCACACUUUGUCGUUCAAAGCAGUCAAAGAGCACCAGGAAUAGUAAGGAACACCAGGUGUCCUUAUGUGGCCUGGAAUAAUCAUUUCCGCCAAGAACUUGAAUUAGCAGCUUUCACUGAGCAGCUAGGGGAAUGCUCAAGCUCUUGAUGGAAUAUAAUUGUGGUCUUUCGUUGCUUCAUUACAGUCACACCUUGCAUUGAAAGCACAUGGCUCACCCCAAAGCAUCUUGGGAACUGUAGUUUGUUAAGGGUGCUGGGAGCUGCAGCUCUUGUAAUAGGUAAGUUACAGUUCCCAGAUUCCUUUGUGGGAAGCCAUGUGCUUUAAAGUUCAUUACAGAUAGUUUAAACAUAUGGUGUGGGUGUGAUAGCCUUGUCCAGUUCAAAAAUAUCCUAAGUUGGAGAUAAUUCAUUUAAAAAAUUGGUAAAAAGAUUCAAAAGAGCAUACAGCCUUUGUGGAUUUCUGUACCUGAUUAUCCUAAGACAUAUAUGCUAUCUUACUCAUUUGGAUAAUUAACAUUGUGCCAUAGCUGUAAAAGCUGUUUUUAUUUUCUGUAAAGGAUCCUGAUGGAGUAGAAGUGGAUAUUAUCGAAGAAGAGGACGUCACUGGGAUUUUAUCUUUCCCUGACUUCAAAAUCCCACCAUAUCCUAAGUAGAUCUGUUCAUAUUUUAAAUGUUAUGGGUUGAAUGAAACCUUUCCUUUAUUUAGUAUGAGGGAUGUGUGCUCAGUCAGCUUUAAAGUCUUUUUUAUAUAGCCUGAAUAUAGUGGAUUGACCAGGACUUAUCCCAUGGUGCAGCGAAUAUUUGUCACUACUGUCAAAUAAUUUUGGAGCCUUGACAUGGUGGAGGGGGGGUGGGGGUUUCAGUAUCAUUUUACAAAUCCAUUCAUUAGAUAAAACCUCUCAAAACUGGAGACCAAAUAUUGAGCGGAAGGGAAAGGAAGAAGGCUUGUCUCCACUAGUGGUUGAUAUGAUGGGGCAGAGGCACUUAUCUGACCACCUGACAGGUGAGUUGCUGCUCAUUUCUGGAGGGUGAGGGGUGAGGUGGUGACAAGCUCAGCAUGGUGCAAACACGAUGGCUGAGCCCAUCCAGCACUCCUGUUGAUACUUCUGCACCCUAAAACCCUCCUGACUGCCUUACUCCAUCCCAUCCCAAAAUUAUUAUGAUUAAUAAUUUUAUUAUUUAUACCCUGCCCAUCUGGCUGGGUUUCCCCAGCCACUCAGGGCAGCUUACAGCAUAUAUAAAACAUAGUAAAACAUCAAACAUUAACAACAUCCUGAUACAGGGCUGCCUUCAAGGGCUCCCAGUAAGAGACAGUGAUCCACCUGCUGGACUGUCAGGCAGGGGUGGACUUUGGUCUUUCAAAUCUCAGCAGCACCCUCUGCAAGUCCAGAAUUCGAUGUUCUAUUGCCUCUUGCAUUCUGCUCAAUUCACGACAUCACCCACCCCCAGGCUCUGUACCCAGCGAGGCAGAACUGGUUAAAGGUAACCACCCCCCUGACCAUUAGGACCAGUCGUGGCCAACUCUGGGGUUGCGGCGCUCAACUCGCUUUAUUGGCCGAGGGAGCCGGUGUACAGCUUCUGGGUCAUGUGGCCAGCAUGACUAAGCCACUUUUGGCGAACCAGAGCAGCGCACGGAAACGCCGUUUAGCUUCCCGCCAGAGUGGUACCUAUUUAUCUACUUGCACUUUGACGUGCUUUCGAACUGCUAGGUUGGCAGGAGCAGGGACCGAGCAACGGGAGCUCUUCCCUAAAUCUGCCUCUGUGUUAGAUAAGGACUUCAGCCCCACCAUGACGUCUGCUGCUAGGCUUCUCUGUGGUAUAGGCUGAAUAAAUUUAGUUUCCUGGCUAUAAAAAUCCGCUUGUGGUGUGGUGAUGAGCAACAGUGGAAAUGCAAUUGUGGGGCAGGGGAGUUGGACCAUUUCUCCCAACAAAGUCCCAGCAAAAUCUCCCCUGAGCCAUUCUUUGCACUGCAAGGGGCUUCUGUCCAGUGUCCUGUUCUCUCAAUGGUAAACCAGAUGCCUAUGGGGAAACCAGGAAGCAGGACCCAAGCACAAGGACACUUUCCCCUCCUCUGGUUUCAAGAAAUGGUAUUCAGAAGCCCUGCUGCCUUCAGCUGUGGUGUUUACAGAGCAGAGGUUUCCAACCUUUUUGAGUCCAUGGCUCCCUUGACCAGCUACAUUCUUUCUGUGACGCACCAUAUGGGGAAACAUGCACGAGCCUCAGAUGCCCUGUUAUGUCACCCCUUGCCUGCAGAGCUGGCACCCCCUCAUUCCUUUUUGAACACCCUCCCUUGGGGAGUGUUCCCUCAGCCUCCUCCCUUCUUCUUGCCAGUCUUCCGGGCAGCUCCCGCAGCUGCUCCUGGUCUCUGAGCCAUGCCCCCUGCCCCAAAGAGAGGUGCCUCCUCACACUGACCCACUUUAUUCUGAGGCCACCUCAGCUCCUGGCAACCAGCACCCCCUGGCCAGCCCCAGAGGCACCAUUUGCCUGGGGAGCUUGUUGCUAGAGCCACUGUAAGCCUCUGGGAGACAGAGAAGCAAGAGGGCAUCAGAGGAGGGAGGGAAGGAAAGAGGGAUGGAGAUCCGUGUUGCUCGCAGCACACCUGACCAUCAUUCAAGGUGCCCCAGGGUGCUACGACACACUAGUUGAAAACCACUGAGAGCAUAGCUAUCAUGGCUAGUCGCCACUGAUAGGCCUCUCCUCUUAUGAAUUCGUUUAAUUCUUUUUAGAAGCCAUCUUGUUUGGUGGCCCUUACUACAAGUUCCAUAGUUUAACAAUGCAUAAAUAGCAGCUUCAGUGGAGAUUGUUCCAUUAGGGGAAUGGGAACAUCAGUCUACCUGCCCUUACCCUGCCUUACCUGUUUACCUUAAAAGUAAAGGUAAAGGGACCCCUGACCAUUAGGUCCAGUCGCGGACAACUCUGAGGUUGUGGCACUCAUCUCGCUUUACUGUCAACCAAUCCAGAGAACAGCAUUGUCUGUCAGCUCCCUCCUCCUUAGUGUUAUCCCUUGGGGAAUUCCACAUGGAGGAGGAUGGAGACAAAACUAGAAUUAGUUGACACAUUGGCUCUAGCGAUACCUACUUUUGCCCCCCCUUUCCAGCUGCUUUCCACCCUACCAGUCCCACAGAACAGUUUUAAGGGGAGGAACUUUGGUUGGAACUACAGCUGUGAGGAAAAUACAGUGGUACCUCAGGUUACAUAUGCUUCAGGUUACAUACGCUUCAGGUUACAGACUCUGCUAACCCAGAAAUAGUGCUUCAGGUUAAGAACUUUGCUUCAGGAUGAGAACAGAAAUCAUGCAGCAGUGGCACAGUGGCAGCAGGAAGCCCCAUUAGCUAAAGUGGUGCUUCAGGUUAAGAACAGUUUCAGGUUAAGUAUGGACCUCUGGAACGAAUUAAGUACUUAACCUGAGGUACCACUGUACUUUGAUUCUUCUUCCCUGACCACUGUGGUCUUCCUGGAACUCCAGCUCCACCUUGAUUGCUGUUUAGAUUUUUUUUAAAACCAUGCAUUUUAAUGUCACCUGUGCAGUUAACAUCACAUCACAUCUCGUUUGGCCCUUACAAAAUCCCUUAAAGAUACAAUAAAGGGGAUGUGCAGCACUCUCAAUGUACAGUGGUACCUCGGGUUAAGUACUUAAUUCGUUCCGGAGGUCCGUUCUUAACCUGAAACUGUUCUUAACCUGAAGCACCACUUUAGCUAAUGGGGCCUCCUGCUGCCGCCGCGCCACCAGAGCACGAUUUCUGUUCUCAUCCUGAAGCAAAGUUCUUAACUCGAGGUACUAUUUCUGGGUUAGAGGAGUCUGUAACCUGAAGCAUAUGUAACCUGAAGCGUAUGUAACCUGAGGUACCACUGUAUUUGAAAGGGUCAAAACAUGUUUCCCUUUAGCCCUCUAGGGGGUGCUGGAAAUUCAUUUUGUGUUUGAAAGCAAGGAGCAACAUAACUGGUUUCUUCCUUAAGGAAAAGAUGACAGCUCUGUUUUUUUAAUGCUGUUCGCCAGCCCUCUCUAAUCACAUGCUACAUUGCACUGUUUCAGUGUGGUGGCUCAGACUUGACUGACUGCAGUCAUAGAAUCAUAGAAUUGUUGUAAGCUUCAUUGUGUGGACCCUUCCAAGUCUCCCUAUUUUCCAGGAACGUCCCUGAUUUAGAGAAGCUGUCCUGGUUUCUGACUUGAUCCCGGAAUGUCCCGCUUUUCCUUAGGAUGUCCCUAUUUUCAUUGGAGAAAUGUUGGAGGGUAUGGAGUUAUCUGACCCCUGAGCCGUCUGAAGGCAAUCCUGUAUAGGGAGGUUUUUUUUUUUAAAAAAAAGUUUAAUGUUUUGUUAUUCUUUUAUAUAUGUUGGAAGCUGCCCAGAGUGGCUGGGGCAACCCAGUAGAAUGUGCGGGGUAUAAAUAGUAAAAUCAUUAUUCUGGAAUGGGAUGUCCCUAUUUUCAUCGGAGAAAUGUUGGAGGGUAUGAAUGGGCACGAUUUCCAAAAGAGAGAUACUAACAUUCACAGACCCCAUCUAUGCAUUCAUCUAUACAUUUAAAGCAGUUUCAAAGCACAUGACACAGUCAUUGCCUCCCCCCACAAAAUCCUGGGAACUGUAGUUUAUUCAGGGUGCUGAGACCGCUAUCCCCAUCAAACAGGUACAAUACUCAGAGUGAUUUAACUAUCAAUCUGUUCCCAGCUUUGAGAGGGGAUUGGGGUCUCCAAAGAACUCUCUCACACUUAACAACACCAAUGUGGUUCAGUGACUAGAUCAGGGUUGCUGAGGUUUUUAGGUCCCACAGCACAUUUAGAUUUUGGAGCGAGUGGUGUGGGUGCCACCCCCCUGGCAAACUUUUUGCUCCCCCAUUCUGCCUGCCAUUGCCCUUCCCCAAAACAAAAAGAAAUGAAAUGCAUGCACACAGACUACGUUUUCCAAGCAAUCAAUGCACAAGCCAGGUCCUGUAGAAUUAAUCCCAGUGCUGAAAAGCACACAGAGUUGAAAGAGGAAGUGGGCAAGAGAGUCACCCUUCUAAUUUCCUUCUUAAGCUCUGUGUAAAUUUCAAAGGAUUAAAAAAAAUAACUUUCACCAUCUCAAAGGAGCUGUGUCUCUCUGUGUGUGGUGAAUCAGGUUUUGUGAGUGCAAGGUGAAGACCUCAAGGCAGACCCUCCAAGUAUUCCUAUUUUUCAGGGACAGUCAUGGAUUUACAGAAGCCAUCAUCCCAGUUUCUGAUUUGAUCCCAGAAUGCCCUGCUUUUCCUUAGGAUGUCCUAAUUUUAAUCAGAGAAAUGUUGAAGGGUAUGGUAGGACUUCCCUAUUUUCAUCAGAGAAAUGUUGAAGGGUAUGACAAGGGUGUCGUAGGGCCCAUGGUAGGGUUGCCACUUUUGGUUGGGCAAAAUAAAGGACAGGUCAGGCAAAAUACGGGAUGGCUUGGGGGGCGGAAUUGGAGGCUAAAAAUUACUUGGUGCAGAAACGACUUCAAAGCAAUCCAUUACAAUGGCACACACAGUUAACAGCGGUUUAUUCAAUAGAAAAAGCAAAAAACAAAAGCACUAUAAUUUACAACUAUAAGAAAAAUAUUGCAUAUUACAUGCCAUAGUUGAGCUUUGUAAUGCUAAUUGGUUUGAUACAAACCAGCAUGAAACAUCACAGUUGCAUAGUGUUCAGCCCAAUCAAUUGCAAGCUAUUUGUAACCUCAAACAAUACUGGAAGGGAAUUAAGCAAAAUUAACAUCUUGCCAGUCAGCAAGUCAUUCUGUUUUGAGAAUAUAGUCUCUCUUUCUCUACUUCACCUUCCUUGUCUACUUUCUGUCACUUCUUGCUGCAUUAAGCAGUGGUUUGCCUUCAAAUAUAAUAGGGAAUGGAGUUGGGAUUUUGCCACAAGACAGGGAAACAUAUAGUUUGUUGGAGUUUUGGCACAUAGGGGCAUGGCAGGAAAAACACACUGGCUACUACACGCGCAGCAGAGCUCUGCUUGGUAAAACUUUGUAAAGCUAUUUGCUUAGAGGCAAGCCUGGAAGGAACUUCACAGUAACAAUUCCCCCAAUUUCUUGGAACCGAUCUGAAACCACAAACAUUUGUAAAACGUUACUGAAAGGAAAUAAAGCGAAAUUAACAUCUUCGUUUCUGUAGGUCACCCUCUGUCUGUGCAGUUUUGCAGAGGAGGAGGAACUAAAAUACAGAGAAAAAGGUGUUGAAGUCUGAAACAGCACAGAGGACACUUUUCUGCAAAAAGAAAAAGAAAAAGAAAAAGAAAAAGAAAAAGAAAAAGAAAAAGAAAAAUGCCCUAGCCUAGCCCAUGGGCACAACUUUAGUGGUUAGAGGCUUGACCAGGGAAACUGGGUCCAAAUUCCUGCUCAGCCAAGAAGUUCAGUGUGUGGCUUUAAGGCUCCCUUUCCCCAUUUUUUUUUUUUAAUUUCUCUUUCUCCCCAUAGAUUUGGUUAUUGGACAAUAAAAGCCAAGUAUCAAAAGGAUUUCACAACCUCCGCCAAAACAGGGUUUCAAGUUAAAGAAUAUGGUAAUGUGGAUAUUUAUAUAGAUACUAUAAAGCCAAUUCACUAAUUCUCUUUUUGGGGGAGGUAUAUUAUAAUAUUCUUUGAACUGGUAAUGAGUAAGAUGGACAUAUUUAUUUGUUAACUGUUUUUAGAUGUCCUUAGAUGUUUGUAAUGUUUUGUUUUGUUUUUAAUUGUAUUGUUUUGUUGCUCGUGGUUUGCUGCCCUAGGCUCCUUUGGCGGGGAGUGGGGGCAGGAAGAGUGGGAUAUAAAUUUAAUGAAUUUCAUCAGUGGAUUAAUUUCAUGAAUGGUUAAGCAGUUGAGGACUACCAUACCUAAUUAUCUGUUUAAAGUACUAAACGACUUGUGCCCCAAAUAUCUGAGAGACCACGUCCUUCCUUACAAUCCCUCUCAGGUGUUAAGAUCAGCAGAGGGAGCCAUCUUGGUAGUUCUGCUGCCCUCAGAAGUAUGGAGGUUGGUGGCCCAGAAGAGGGCCUUCUCUUGACAGCCCCUAAGGCAUGGAAUUCCCUCCACACAGAGAUAUAUUUGGCACCCUUGUUAUGUAGUUUCUGGUUUAUGCUGAAGUCAGACAUCUUCACUCUGGCCUUUAACACCGUAUAGAUAUACAAAUAUAUAGAUUAGCACCCACCUUAUCCCCUUGACUAUAAUGUGUUUCAAACUGUUUUCAUUAUGUAUUUUUUAAUUGCUGUAACCAGCCCUGGGUGAGUAAGAAAUCUAAUUAAUAAUAAGCUCAUUGGAAGCAUGUUCUACAAUUAUGCAAGGAAAACUUCCAGCUGGUUAUCAGCAUGGAGAGAACUGAGAGAGGACAUGAUAGCACCCAUUAGGACAUGAUAGCACCCACUGGGUGCUAUCUCUCCUAAUAUGCACAUUUUUAUAAGUAGAUUUGCCUGAUAUCCAGAUAUUUGAAAAGCAGCUUCCCGUAUUUUUAUAUGUUAUGUUCACUAAUGACUGCAUUAAUAAUAUGCAUACUUUACCCUAAUAUAUGCAUCUUUGUAUGCAUUACUUAAUUUGAGAACUGUGUUGCAAAAUUCAGAGUAGUGCCAGUUUUUGAAGGGUGAUUGUGCUUCAAUUCACAUAUUGUUUCAAAAAGUGAGAAUCAGGCAAGUUUGCUUCUAAAUUUGAACUGAAUCAAAUUUCUCCCCCUUUCCUGCUCUUAAGCAAGGAGCUGGUCUAAGCACAUGCCUCCAACUCUGGAAGGAGGUCUGGUGAAAACAGGUGCUAGCCCUAGCAGUGAAUGUUCUGCAGAAAUAGAUUUGAUCUCUUUUAUACAGUACUUAAAAGUAAAAGGGUUUAACUGAGCUUUCUUCCACUUCACAUUUCAAGCAUUGCCAAGCUUCUCUGUCAUGAUAGAACCAGAAAAGAAUUUUAUAAGCUCUCAGCAAUUUGAACAAUUCAGGAUCAUUAUUAAAGCGAGGUAAGGCGGGCUUGUGCAUAUUGCAUCCUUCUUGUUUGUCUUUGGGUUUGCUUUUUAAAAGCAAUUAUUUUUAAUGGGGAGGGGGGCGGGAUUUGCAAUGUGAGAGUCUUGUCUUGUAUCCUCUGCAAAGCUGUAGUGGAUUCUGGAAUGUUUUCUUCCUCUUAAUUGUUUGUACUCUUGUUUUCUGCUAUAAUUGGUUGAAGUUGUUUAUCUAACAAAAUGUACCGGUAUAUACCACGUAAUUGUAAAUAAAAGGUUAUGUUCAUCUAACUUCUACUUUGAGUGGACACAUUGAAAUUUCUAGAUCUAAGUUAGUAACGAGCAUUAAUUUCAGUGGGUCCUUUUUGAAUAGAACUAGCAAUGGAUACAACAUAAAACCUCUUAGCGGUUUACAUACAAUAUAAAAUAUACAUUAAAAUUGUCAAUAAAAAUCAAAGUUAAAGAGCUUACAAACCCCAAAAUAGAACUAUAAUGAAUCGUUAAAACAUACUGUAUAUUGAAGCUAAAAUUAUAGCUCAAAAUACAUGUUAAUCUAACUAAAUUCUACUCAGAGUAGACCCACUGAAAUUAAUCAACCUAAAUUACUCUUGCAGUUAAUUUCAGUGGGCCUACUCCAAGUAGGACUAAUGUGACAGAACCCAGCGCUUCUGAAAUUUCAUUCUUUACCUCAUUGUGAUACAUUUUUUAAACAAAGCAACAAAACCCUUCUUGUCUGAAAUAAAUCAGUUACUACUAUAAGUUUAGCUCAUAGUUUUCUGUGAAACAGUGUCAAUAACUGGUGGAGUGAUUUUGUUUUGAACUGUUUUUAAUAUUGUCUUUUAAAUUGUAGUAUCUCACCCUGUGGUGUUAUGAUAAAGGGUGGGUACUAAAUUGAAAUAUUAAUAAUAGUAGUAGUAGCAGCAAUAGCAAUAGUAGUGAUAAUAAUAAUAAUACUUUUACUUUGCUGUUAUUUUCAAGAUAUUUUUACAACAAGAGAUUGGCUAAUGCUCAAGUUUAUGUCCGUUUUGGAAUAAUUCAAGGAGCUGAAAAAAAGAUGCUUCCCAGAGCAUUGCAACGCAUUGAGGUAAGGUUGGAUCAAAAAUAAUUACAUCAGGCCUCCUGUCACAGUUCCCAGUGUAGCUUCUGAGGUUUAGAUCUGUCUCCAGGUUUACCCUGACAGUUACUGAGUGUCAGCAUUCCAAUUUUAAACUAGUACUAUCAAGGGUAUAAGGAAAACAUGAACAAACCACAGGCUACUUUGGACUGAAAUUGAGCAGACAGUACCUCAUCACAGAACGGUUUUAUCUUGGCUUGAGAAGCCAGGCCACAUCAGUUGAUGCCUUGUUGAUUUUCCAUGAAAGUAAGCCGUACUCUAGCAGGACCAUGUAACAUUUUAAAACAAAACAAAACACAUUCGGACCAGCAAUUUAUUAAAAAGUCCAGAUCUUACAGCAUGGUCCUUUCAAGCAAGGCUUGUCUCCUACAGCAGUGCAGCCAUGGAGUCAAAGGCAUCUCUUCCAGUCUUUCUUCUUCCCCAUCUUCUUCCUAGCACACCUUGUUCUAAAAGACUCUUCCUGUCACUGUGAACCCACAUCCUGUCACCACGGCAGCCCCUGUCUUCCCACGCUCAGGCUCUCAGAUGGGCUAACAUGACAUUUCGUCAUUUUAAUGCCUCGAUCCCAGGUGAGGCCCUGGCUUGGAAAGAAAGCUUAGCCUGUAUUUUCCCACUGGCCUGCAAGUUUCCCUUCAACAUUCCAAAUAAUCAAAAUCCUACAAUUUAUUAAUUUCUAGGAUUUGGGGUGUGUGUCCCCAAAUCUAUAAUAAUUAAUAUUUGUAUUCACAGUCAAUGCUUUUCAUUUUUAAACCUGAAAGAGCACAUUUUAGGGCUCUCCCAGAGGACCUAUUUAUUGAGCAUCCAUCCUGAUUUGCUUGCACAAAGUUUACGUGGUGGUUUGAUGAUAUUUGGACUUCAUUGCGCUUUUGUUCUGAUUUGCUUGUGUAGCAUUUAAACAUCUUCCUGCUAAUUAUUCAUUCAUCCUAUGCUUUUCAGUGCAUUUCCCAGCAAAAACUCUGGAUUUGUUGUGCCAGUUGCAUCAUCAUCAUUAUGUAAAUUUCAAUACUACCCUCCAUCAGAGAUCACAGGGUGGUUUACAGAAAUGCACUUUGUUUGAGCAAACAUAGUUCUGGUUUGCUGUCAGCUGUGAAUGAUGGAAGUGCACUUGAAUUUCCCUAUAGCGAACAUGAAACUGUGUGAGGGGAUUUUUGUUGUUGUUGUCAUUUUCUGGUUGCCACUUCUGCAUGUGUGCAUGGAAAAGCUACCGAUUCUAACACAUAUGAGAAGUUCACAGUAGACAGCUCACCAGUAUAUUUUGCCUGCUUGAACUUGAGCUUUUCCUACAUCCAUGCUUCAAAAGUAAAGGAUAAAUUUCACUUUUGAUGUAGGAUGAGGCUGAGAGGGGAGUCUUGUUAUCUGAGCAGCCUAGGAGUUCUAUAUACAGUGGACAUUCGGGUUGCGAACAUGAUCCAUGUGGGAUGCACUUUCGCAACCCGCAGCGUUCGCAACCCGCAGAGCUGCGUCUGUGCAUGCGCGGAUUGCGAUUUGGCUCUUCUGUGCAUGCGCAAACCUCCAUUUAGCUCUUCUGCGCAUGCACAAAGCACAAUUUAGCGCUUCUGUGCAUGCACGGCUGUCAAAACCUGGAAGUGACCCGUUCCAGUACGUCCAGGUUUUGGCAUGUCCAUAACCUGAAAAAACGGAACCUGAAGCGUCUGUAAUGCGAGGUAUGACUGUACACUGCCCAGGCUAGCAUACUGGAGAGGUCACUGUGCAGUUUGACUUCAUCCCCAGAGGUGCACUCUCUUGAAACAGACAGAUGCAAACUCAUCCAUCAGGGCGAGUGGGGCACUUCCCCAGUCUCAGUCUGGCUUCUUACUGACAAGCAGUCCAGGGGGUGGCACUGCCUCUCAGCUUCCUCCUCUUUAGGUUCAAAGUUGCCCUUGCAGGACUCAGCAGGGAUGUAGAUGGGGACAAAACUAUAAUUUGUUGGCUCUGCCUGUCACUAGCUCUGGUGCCAGCUGCUGCUGGGCUCCCUGCCUUAUGCUCUACCAGUCCCUAGUAGGCACCAGCCACCAUUGGCAUCUAGAAAUGUUUAUGAGGACGAUUGUCUCAUAGCAGGAAUAGACAACCACUAGCGCAUGAGUUGGAACCAACUGCAAAGUCUCUCCCAAUGUUCUUUUCAGUAAUAGGUGCAUUUUUUGUGUUAUUUUCGCUAAUAUAUAUAUAUUAUAUACAAUACAUGCAUUUUUAAUGUGGAUAUUUUUACUAAUGAUACACAUUUAUGUACAUAUAUGCAGUUUGGACACUUCUGAAUUAGAGAAUUAAAAAACAAAACAAAACCAUUUUGGUUUGUGCAUUGUUUCAGUGUUAAUUAAAAUGCAAACCCAACUGAAUAUCUCCCCCCAUCCCAAAUCUCCACUCUUUAAAAAUAUAUAAAUGGUUUGACUUGGAAGCCAACCGUUUCCACAUUUUAACUAACAGCCCAGUCCACAAGCCACUUAAACAUCAGUUACUUGGAUUUAAGAUGAUGCAGACCCGGCUUCCAGCCAGGUCCUCCCUUGAGUGGGUGAGAGUGCAUGUCUUUGAACUGCUUCCAUUUCCAGCUGCUUCUGGGAACUCAGUUUGAAAUAUUUGCUAUUACUUGGGCAGAUGCCAAUAUAUUUUCCAGGCAAGAAAACAUUGGUGUUCUUUAGAAUUUUUCAUUCUUCAGAUCAGCUAAAAAUGAGAAACGUACUUCAGAGUUGCCAGGAUUUGUAAUUCGGCAAACAACUGCCAACUAUUUUGGUGCUCCUUUCAGGAUUCAGAAGCAUUUGUCCCAAAAACUAGGUCAACGAAUGAAGUUAUUUUUGUUCUUUUUAGUUUAGUGUCCUGAUUUCAAAAGUGAAUCAGUCAGCCAUCCCACUGAUGAACACUUUGGUGCUAGAAAUGGGUAUCAUCGCAAUAGUGUGAAAUUGCUUAUGUUGACACUGUGUUGCAGGAUGCUAUCCAAGUCUAAUUGGUUGGCUGUAUUGCUUUAUGCCAGGGAUAAGGAACCCACGGCCCUUUCAGUGUUGUUGUUAAAAUUUCUAUACCGCCCUUCAUCCGAGGAUCACAGGGCGGUUUACAAUAUAGGAAAAAAUAAUAAUAAUAACAACAGCAAACAAAAACAAUACCCCCACCCCGUUUAAAAGGCCAUAGAUUGUUUAAUUAGCUGAAAGCCUGGGAGAAUAGGAAUGUUUUUGCCUAGUGUCUAACAAUAUAUAAUGAAGGGGCCAGGCAAGCCUCCCUGGUGAGAGCAUUUCACAGGCAAGGAGCCACUGCAGAAGAGGCCCUUUCUUGUGUUGCCACCCCUCAGGUCUCUCACAGUGAAGGAACAUGAAGAAGGGCCUCAGGUGGUGAUUGCGAGGUCCAGGUCAGUUUGUAAGGGGAGAGGCAGGCCUGGAGGUAUUGUGGUCCUGAGUCUUUUAAGGCUUUGUAGGUCAAAACCAGGACUUGGAAUUGUGCCCAGAAAGUGAUUGGCAGCCAAUGCCAUUGGGCCAGGAUUGGCAGUAUAUGCUGCAUUCAACUAAGUUAUAUUCAGAUUGGACUCCCUGAAAUUAGUGGAUCUAUUCACCUUACAAGGCUACAGUUCCCAGAGUUCCCUGGGAAGAGGGUUGUACAGUAAAACCACCCUGAGAAUUGUAUAUAGAUGAGGGGGAAAGGAGUUCUCUCAGCAACUCUCAGCAUUUUUAGCAAACUACAAUUCCCAUGAUUCUGUGUGGUGGUGGGGGGAGCCACAAUUGUUUAGAGUGGUAUGAUACUGCUUUAAAUGUAUAGUGCAGAUGAAACAUAACUGUAUUUUUUUAAACCUCUUUGAAAUCAUAGGAUGAAAGGUGGUAUAGAUUUUUUUUGUAAAUAAAAUGAAUAAAACUGUCUCUGUGCCUGGAUAGUUUCUGAUACUGUUAUGUAUCUUGAUCAUCAGAUGGAGAAUGGAUUAGCAGAGUGCAAUUUUAACAGCAAAGUAGCUGUUGGUGAACUAGGUUACGGCAGUCUCCAAGAGCUUGAUGGCGCAAUACUUUAUAUUGCCGCUUCAGUGCUGGAAUCCACAGGUAAUUAUCUCACAUUCACACACACAUACACACACUAUCUCUGGCCCCACUUAUGUCAUAUUGUGUGACCAGUGCUUUUUUUCUAGGGGGACGCAGGGGUACGCAUACCCCUAAACAUUUUGUGAAUCUAAGUUUGGCCUCAUUGAGGGGCAGUAUUUCAAUAUUAGCAGGAAAAUGAGAGUAUUCCUAAACAUUUUUUUUGGGGGGGGGGAGCACUGGGUGUAACCACACUUGGAAUACCAUGUUCAGUUCUGGUCUCCUCAUGUCAAAAAGGAUAGUGUAGAGUUGGAAAAGUUUCAGAAAAAAGGCAACCAAAAUUAGCAAGGGGGUGGAGCAACUUGCCUAUGAAGAAAGGUUGCAAUAUUUGGAGCAUUUUAGUUUAAAGAAAAGUAAGGGGGAACCAUGAUAUAAAUUUACUAUCUAUUUAUUGCAUUUGUUAAUAUAGACCACUUGAUAUAUACCACUUUACUUGUAGUAAAACCUCUAAGUUGUUUACAAGAAAUAUUUAAAUUAUCAAUAAAAGCAAUAUUUCUUAAACAAACAAACCAUGAACGUUCAUUUAUUUGCCAAAAUUCAUACUAGAAUAGUUAUUUAUUUUGUUCUAAACAAAGCUUAUUUCUGAAAGAAACUCAGGAUGGCUAACAUGACACAGGUGUUGUUUUUUGUAUUCAGUCCUGUUCUCACAAGAAACAUCUAAUUUUUUUGCCAGGGGGCCAUAGCGAAGACAGUGAACUUUUCAGUGUCCAUUAUGUUCUGUCACCUUACAAACUCACUUUGGUUGCUACUCCUCUUUUUGUGAAGCCUGGACUCCCCUUCUAUAUUAAGGUUGGUUAACAUGACUAAAGGAAAUGCACAGUCAGCGGAAUUACCAUAAUACGUUAAUAACAACAUCAUGAGAUCCCUGCUCCCAUGCAGCAUCUACUCCUUCAAAAGAAAGAAUCUUAGUUUGUGUCCAGAUAAGGGGGCUUAAAGAUGUAAAUUGAUUGUUCAGAGAUUGCCAGCUAAUCACCAGUAACAGGAUCAAACAAACACAACUUAAUUAGAUUUCCCCCAGAAAAAUUAAUUUGCUUGUUUUCCUCUUCCCUCCCCACCACCUGCCAUGUCUUUUUAGAUUUUAAGUAAGAGGGCAGGGACUGUUUGUUUUUUUAAUCAAUUUGUAAGCCACUCUGGGAGGUUUUCCAGCUGAAGCGAACAGUAUAAAUGCUUUGAAUGAAUGAACGAAUGAAUGAGAAUGGGUAAAUCCAGAUUAAAUGAGGAACAAAUGCAGGCUGGCAUAGUGUUAUUUUAUAAAGUGCAGCUUUGGCACAUUUUCCUUUAAAAGUUAACUAAAUAAAAUUUCUCCCUCUUUUCCAAAUUGGAAAAGUAUAAAGCAUAUGGUAGAACAUUAUUACUUGGUGUGAUAGUGAGGAAGAAAUGUUCCCAAAUAAAUCCACUUAGUUUGUGCAAAUAUUUGUCAUCUCUCUCCCCACCCCGCUCUGUUUGGUGCCAGUGUUUCAUCUGGCUGCUGCUCCUUUGGCAGAUUUUCCCUUGAUGCUGUUUCUUCGUGCUUCCUGGUCACAUGGGUUGGUCCCAUUCAAUCAGGAAUCCCACGGCAGUGAACAGGAUGGCAUCACAGCACCACAUAGCCAAUCAUAUUUGGCUAUGUGAUAGCAGGAUUGAGGGCAACUGAAGGCAACCGAAAGUGAAGGCAAUAUACAUAAAUAAGCAAACAUUUACUCAACAAUUAUUAUUUUAUUAUUAUUUACUAAAUUUGUAUACCACCCUAUAUCCAUAGGUCUCAUGGUGGUUCACAACAAUAAAUAUGCCAAAAAAUAAUUGAAAAUGGAUGUUAUUUUUGACACUGCUGUCAUUGCCUGUGAAAAACUGUAGAGGGUUUCAGCUCAGAUUUACAACUGAACUGGGGAUCCCUUGAUUGCUAUUGUAUAUGUGGUAACAGUUACCUGUCUCUGAUUCCUAAUAAUAAAAGAAUACAGAUAUUUUGUACAAAAAAAUGGUUUAAAACGUGGGUGAUGUGCCUCAGGCCUUUGUGUGUGUGUGUGUGUGUGUGUGUGUGUGUGUGUGUGUGUGUGUAAAAGAGAGAGAGAGAGAGAGAGAGAGAGAGAGAGAGAGAGAGAGAAGAGAAGAGAAUUUAGGCCUCUAAGCCUCACUAUCUGGCCCUCAGACUCUCCCCAGGUCACACCUUAUCUGGCUGUGCUUCAUACCCUUUUUGUUUACCUGUAGAGAGGGUAUAGUUCAGCAGUAGUAAGAGUAUUAACAAUUUUAUUUGUUUAGCUGUAAGCUGGCAGCUAAAUCAAAUAGAGAUGCAUGCAAGGUAACAUAAUUUUCCUUGUCCAAUAGCAGAAUGCACACAAAAUCACUUGAUGUUAUGAUCCCCACCCCCUGCUGCGGAUAUUGUAAAGGUAAAGGGACCCCUGACUGUUAGGUCCAGUUGUGGACGACUCUGGGGUUGCGGCGCUCAUCUCGCUAUACUGGCCGAGGGAGCCGGCGUAGAGCUUCCGGGUCAUGUGGCCAGCAUGACUAAGCCGCUUCUGGCGAACCAGAGCAGCACACUCAGACAGAUAUUUAUGUAGAGGACACUGGGUGGUGUAGCGAGUGGAAUAAAACACAAAGAAAUGGUGCCCCAAGGGCAAUUCCUUAUAGACGCCAUUUGGGAACACUGUGGCUUGUCUUAAUACAUUGGCACAGCCUAGAAAAUCUCAAGGAUAGCUCAGUUGGUUAGAGCAUGGUGCUGAUGACUCCAAGGUUGCAGGUUCGUUCCCCGUAUGGGACAGCUGCAUAUUCCUUCAUUGCAGGGGCUGGGCUGGAUAAUCGUUAGGGUCCCUUUCCAACUCUACAGUGCUAUGAUUCUGUGAUUCUGUGGAUAGAAGCUUUCUCUCUCUCACAAAAAUCUUUACUUGAGAUUUAGACAUUGACUGCAUCCUAAUCAGUAUCAAGUUUUCUAGCAAGUGUAUGUAGAACAGCUAACUUGUUUUUUGGGCGUUAUGUGUCUGUGUUGUAAACUACUCAACAGUGCAAAGGUAAAAAUUACACCUGUUGCUCUGCUCACUUUUGCCCCUAGCUGGCCCAUGGCCCAUGGAAGGUGGCCCUCAGGUUGAAAAGAGCUUCCCCAUCCCUUCUUUAAAAGAAGAUUGUAUAUUAUAGUGAAAUGAUUUUGUUUCUGUGCUGAUAGGUGCAGGUGAAGGAUACAGCAGAUGCCCCUGCUAGAAACAUACCCAUUGUCUUCACGGCUACUGCUUUCAAUGAGCAAAUGGAAGAGAACGUGUUAGUUCAAGAAGGUGCAGAAUCUGGGAGAAGGCAAACAAGCCAGAACGACGGGACAGCUUUAUUUGUGGUUAAUAUUCCUUCUGACUGCAAAGUGCUGGAGUUUCGAGUGAGUUAAAUUCUUUUCGGGUUUCCGUUCUUGUACAGGCUGUACUUUGAGACUGUAUAUUUUGGCCUGUGUGCAGCGCAUUUGGAACAUUCCCUGCCCCGCUUUCUAGUUCAGAUGGGUGACCUUGAAAACUGGAUUUUUAUAUUUAAACACAGUGCAUUACAACAAAAAAUACUAUUAAAAAUAUACUGAGUGUGUGCCCCCCCCCAAAGGGAAGGGGAGUGCCUGUCUUAAACCAUAUUUAGAAACUUGACAGCAAGAGGUGUUGGGAAAAUGAGAUGUGUUUAAUGUUAAGACUUGAACUACAACAUUUAAUUGAUUCAUCUGUUAUACUGAUCAUUGGUCUACCUUGUUUGGUAUUGUCAGUGCUGACUUGUCAGUGGCUCUCAAGGCACCCUCAGGUUCCCAGAGUGUGGGGGAAGGAAUGGCAGUCAUGACAAAAUAAGUGGACCCUCAGCUGAUAGGAGAUUAUAGGAACAAAGGAAGCUGCACUAUGCUGAGUCAGACCAUUGGUCCACCUAGCUCAACAUUGCCUACGCUGGCUGGUAGGGACUCAUCAGGGUUUCAUGUAGCCGGAACUUUAAGCCCUACAUGGAGUUGCUGGGGUUUGAACCAGGGACCUUCUGCAUGCAAUGCUUAUCCUCUGAGCGAUUGAUGUUUCCUAGACCUUCCAGCUUGUUGACUUGUACUUUUUUAGACUCUUAUUGCCCCCGUGGACUUAAAUUCAUUUUGUUUCCCAUCAUUUCCAGAUAAAAACCGCAGAUACCAGUUUACCAGAAGAAAAUCAGGCCAGUGAAAGCUACGAGGCAAAAUCAUAUGCUUCCCUCAGUGGAAGUUACCUGUACAUCGACUGGGCUUCAAACCACCAAUUGCUACGUGUGGGUGAUACCCUUCACAUCAACAUACACCCAUCAAGCCACUAUCUUGAUAAAAUACAUCACUAUAGCUAUGUGGUACGCACAGAAAAAAACAACCCACUUGCCUCUUAAUGUAUUGUCUUUAAUUGCAUUGAAUUGUCCCUCAAGCUUCCAGGUCUCAUCCUGCCAUUGCAUGCCAUGAAGCUGCCACCUCAGCCAGGAGAUUUUGGGCGACACAAAAGACCAGCAAAUUCACAAGUAUCUAAAUCUGUCUCUCACUAUGCUUUCUUCAGUGUUAUGUAUACUAAAGCAGACACCAGUGUUGCUUACAUAUACGUCCUAUGAUGCCCACAAAGGGUCUCUCUUUUUUUUUUAAUGAUAUUUAUUGAGAAUUUAAAAUUACAGAAAGAGAAAGGAAAAAGCAAGAAAAAAGAAAAGGAAAAAAGGUAUACAAAAAAAGAGAUUAAACAAUUUAAGUCAAUAAAAACAAAAGUAAACAAAAAACAAAAAAACAAAACACCCAAUACAUCAGAAUCAAAAAAACAAAAAUAAACAAAAAAUUUAAAAGCAAAUCCAAUAUUCCCAAAUCCUUAUCUUUCAUUAACUUGUUUCAUUGACCUCCUCACACCUCCCUUUUUUGUAUUCUAGUUAUUAAUUAUCUCAGCAAAUCCUUUCCAUCUUUCACAAUAUUCUGUCAUUAAAUUACCUUAAUCUAUUUUAACCUUAUCUUACCAUAAAAAACCCUAAAGCUUAAAACUUAAAUCUUAUUUAUACAUAAUUCUUUUAACAAAACAUAUUUAUACAUAAUUCUUUUUAACAUUUCUACUAAAGCCAAAUAGUUUCAUUCCAACAUUUUUCUAAUACUCAUUAAUUUUACAAUGAUUUUCUAAAUGAAUUUUUAAAACUUUCUUCCAAUCUUCAUCCGUCGUCUCUUCUUCCUGGUCUCGGGUUUUGUCAGUCCUUUCUGUUCCAUCCAUCUAGUCCAUCAACCUGGUGACCUUCUAUCCGAGGCUCUUAAGUCUUUCCAUGUCCCUUCUGCAGGUCUUCUUCAUGUUUAUACCUGCACUUUACUUUAUUUUCUGCUGAUCUUAUUCUUAAUUUCCUUCCUUUCUCUUGGGGAGACUCCAGCUUGGCAAUAUCUUUAUCCCUUCUCGACAAGUCAGCCCAUUCUCCAUAGUCAACACUGAAAUCCAAAAGAUAUUUAAAGGCAUGUUUCAAAGUCCCUCCAAGAUUAAGGGCCCCCACAACUCCGAGCUCCCCCUGGCCCAAAGCCAGAUCCGAAAAGUCAGAACAUCCCUGCAUAGGGAGAUCUAUCCAACUUCCCGAUGCCCACAAAGGGUCUCUGUCACUCAUAAUGUGCAUGAGACCUUUCACUGUUCCUGCUCAGGUCUGCACUGGCUCAUUUUCUCCUGCGUUGAAACCUCCCCCCCCCUAAACAUGCCAACAUCUCAUUUGCUGCCAGGAUUGGACACCCACCUAUCCUUUCAUUCUGAACGAGGAGAGAAGUGCAAAGACCUUCUUCUAAGCAGUGGAUAUGGGGUUGUAUCCAGUACCAGUCUUACUGAGAGUGGAUUUGUUGAAGUUAAGGACCAUGAUUAACUUAGGUCAAAUAAUUCCAUGGGUCUAUUCUGAGUAGGGCUAACAUUGGAUACAACCCAAUAGACUUGCCACACAACAUGUUGUCCUGUAAAUCACCUCCUGCAAUGAUAUGUCUCAGAAAGAUAUGACACCUUAAUACUUGUAGCUCUAGAGUACGUUACACUCUGCUAACUCUUUGAAAUUGCCCUCUUCAAUUUCACUGCCAAUUACUCUGGCAUUUUUAGGGUUUCAUCAAGCAAAGCACGUUCUUGAUUCUCAAUGUCAGUUUUGUAGGAAGCUGCCUUAUGCUGAGUCCAGUGGCGGAGCUUCAUGUUCCGGCAACGGGGGGUGGGAAGCGGGCAGGGGCGGGGUUGGCGUGCAUCCCGGGUGCAUGGCGCACUGCCCGCAGGGGUGUGGUGCAUGUCCUGGGGGCAUGGCACGCCAUUUGUGGGGGCGUGGUACCCAGCGUGGGCAGGAGGGCAGCCACGAUGGCACCCCACCGGGAUCGCACUGCUGGGGGUUGUGUGCUCCCCCCGCACUCCUCUUCCUCCGCCAGUGGCUGAGUCAGGGCCAAGCCCAGUAUGGUCUUCACUGAUUGGAAGCAGCUCUCCAUGUUUCAAGCAGAGUUCUCUCCCAGCUUCCCUGGAUCUCUCUCUCUCUCAUCCAAAGCCCAUUGUUUAUAACUUAGUUCCUUUCCUCCUUUCCUUUAGAUCUUAUCCAAAGGGAAAAUAAAAGCCCACGGGACUCAGGAGAGAGUUAAAGACUCCACUUAUCAAAGUCUAAGAUUUCAGCUAACGAAGGAAAUGGUCCCUUCAGCCCGCCUACUUGUCUACUACAUAGUUACAGGAGAGGGAGCUGCAGAAUUGGUAGCUGAUUCAGUCUGGUUAAAUGUAGAACAGAAAUGUGGAAACAGCCUUGAGGUGAGUAACGUGUAAGGGGUUGGUGACACUGACCAGUUUGGUUUCUCCCAUUUUUCUUCUCAUUUUUCUGAACAGUUCCCUACAUCACUUUGAAAUUUAUUUCAUUGCAUCUUUAAAAAAGUUUAAAAUUGUCCUCAUGAAAAAUUUUAUGCGAACACCUUUUUCUAAAGCAACAUUGCCUAAAAGCACAUUUUUGCAAAAUAAUCUUGCAAAAAAUGACAAUGCAUUUUUAAUUCCCCACCUCCAACUAAUAUAUGGAUUUAUAUGUAUGCUGAACCUCAGUAAAUCAUUGAUUGAUUGAUUGAUUGCCUUUCUCCCAGAGGUAGGACUCAAGGUUUGCUACUGGGGGGGACGGACUGAAUUUCAAACCUCAGAGGAGUGUGAAUUUCUCCAUUGUGUGUGUGUUUUUAAAAUAUGAACACACUUUAGAGAAAACUGGGACCCAGUCAGGUACCAUUGAAAUAAAUGGAUUUCCUUUAGUGAAUCCUGUUUUCCCCUCUCUUCUCCUAUACAGGUUAAAUUAUCAACAAGUGAAAGGUCACACAGCCCAGGAGAUUCAGUUUUGCUUUCUUUGAAAACCCAGUUUGACUCUUUGGUUGCUUUGUCAUCUAUGGAUGUGGCAAUCUACGGCAUCACAAGAUCAAAGACAAGGCCCAUGGAAAGAGUUGCGUACUUGUGCUCCAAACAAAAGAAAACAAAACAAAAAUCUGUUUGCAUUGUGUUACACUGGGGGCAAGGAACCUUUCUCAGCCCAAGGGCCUCAAUCCCUCUGGGGCCACCCUCCGGGGGCACACAUACCCAUGGUGGGCAGAACUGUGAAUAUAAAUGUUAACUUCAUGCAGUAGUCUAGUUACUACUACUACUUCACAUACCUCUCUCUAGCUAGACAAACAAGGAGCAUUCCCAGAGCUCAAGGACACAUUCCGGCCAGGCAAAAACACUCAAGGAGGGUGCAAAGCAGGGCCAGUGAGUAAUCUGACCUCGGGAGAGGGUCACAUUUGGCUCCUGGGCCUGAGUUUCCCUACAUCUAUGUUUCAUAUUUACAGCAUGCAAAUUUUGACAACAAAUAUAUAAUAUUUGAAUAAGUUCAUGUAAAUAUGCAGAAUAUAAUAUUGUUUGACUCCAACUCAAUGAGUUGGCGAUGCUGGCUGGGGCAGGUGCAAGUUGAAGUCCAAUGGUAGUAGAUGAUGUGAGUUGUAGUCCAGUGGCAUGUGGAAGGUCGCAGGUUUCUCAUCCUUGUUUUAAAUUAUAUGGUGUUUCCUAGGCCCUCCCACUCCCAUUAUCUCUAGCCAGCAUGACCAAUGGUCAGGGAAGGUGGGAGUGGCAUUUGGAGGCUCACAGGUUUCUUACCCCUGAUAAUAUAAGCUGAAAAUAGUCCUCCCCUCUUGUCCUUUUCCUCCCCCCAUAGGCACUUUUGCAGUUGGAAACAAGUGACCUUGGUUGUGGUGCUGGUGGGGGACAAAGCAAUGUCGAUGUGUUUCGAAGAGCUGGACUCACCUUCCUGACCAAUGCGAAUGCUGAUGAUUCAACAGAAACAGGUGCCCACCAUCCCUUUUAACCACAAAGUGACACCUUUUCGCAAGUCCUCCCUAAAUAUCUGGGGUGUCAAGGCUUUUUCAUUUUGCUGCCAGCUUUAUAAAAUAACGUUUCUCUCCAUUGCCACUGGUUUUAUCUUUGAUUUGUUUCCACAGAUGAAGCUUGUCAAUCUGUUGUAAGAUCCUCACGGUCCACCAUCGAAGAGGAAAUUGACAAAAUGGGUACAGCAUAUGCCAGAUGUUUUACUCAGUAGCAUUUUUUGUGUUGAAGAGGGGAACCGAGCAAUUUGUGGGAAAUAUAUUUGGUUCUGUUAACCAUAUAUAUGAUUUCAUAGAUCUAAGGGCUAGGGCAUUGCAUUAUGGGUAACUUAAGAUGGGGAGUGGCUGCCACAGAUGGGAGUCGAGCUUAACAUUUUGCCCAGAGGACAGGGACAGAUAGAUCUGUCUAUUUCAUCUUCUCUUGGUUUCUCAUUUUUCCAAACUUAUAUUCAGUUCUCUACAUUUCUGCAGCAAUCUGCAAUUUUAAAAAAUGCUCAUGGAAAUAUUAGUGAACAUUUCUCCCAUUAUACAAAAUUUUGUGUAAAGCUUUAACUAAUAUGCACACUUUUGAAAUCCAUUUUCCCUGCUAAUGACUUUUAAUGUUGUUUCCACUUAUAUAUGUGUUUACUGCACAGAAUUUCUCUAUUAUAUGCAUUUUUAUAUACAUUAUUUGGUUGGAGAACUGCAUCACAAACUUUGAUGAAGUAUGAAUUGCAAAGGAAAGCUGCUUUUCAGCUCAUAAUUGGUUUGAGAAGCGUAAAUUAGGAAGUUUCUCAUAAAAAUGCAAACAAAAUUAAAUUUCUCCCUGUUGAGGAACUGUUGUAUUUAUUUUUAUAGUCAUGUUUUUCACAAUGACGUCUAAACUGUCUUGUAAAUUAGGGAUGGAAGGAUCCAUCAGUUUUGGUUUUUCAAUCUUAAAUUCAGUUCUCCACAUUCUAUAGGGGAUUUGGGAAUAUUAAAAAAUCCUCUUUUAAAUCCAUCAUUCUUGGAAGCAAUAUCCCCUAAUAUAAUGCAUUUCUGUAUGUUAUUUUUCACUUAUAUUUUCAUUUUUAUGCACACUUCCAUCUAAUAUAUGCAUUCUUGUAAGCAUUUUUUCACUGGAGUAUUGCAUUGCAAAACUCAGAUGAUUUCAAAGGCCAGCUUGUGUUUCAUUGCACAUCUUGUUUCAGAAAGUCUGAAUUUGAUAAGAUUUAGCUUUAAAUGCAUACAGAUUCCCUCCAUCCCUAACAGCAAUGUAGGAAGGCAGUACGCAAAUUCAAAAAGAAAUGAAAAUGGGGAAAGGGGACUCCCAUAAUAAAUUUUAUCCACAUCCCUAACAGGGAGAUGCCCCAAACCUGAAACUGGUACUGAUUUUACUAUGCCAUGAGAAAGAGUCUAGCAUUAUGUAUUGUCAUUUCAGUAACCUACUUUAAAAGACAAGACCUUCAGAAGUGCUGUAGAACUGGAGCAGAACUGUAUCCCAUCAUGCAAACUUGUGCCGAGAGAGCCAACCGCAUUAAGUCUGGUAGUCGCCUUUGCAUAGCAGCUUUUAAGCGCUGCUGCGAAACUGCAGAAAACCUGCGGCGGAAUGAAACUCACAAGGUUUUAAUACUGGCGAGAAAAGGUAACAUUACCACAUGACACCGUUUGGAGGCAUGCUACUGUUUCACAGGGGAUUUUAAACAAAGGAAAUGAAUGGAACGAACAGAUGUUUUGGUCAGCCAACCAAAUUGGGGUCUGAUGCUCAAGCAGUCAUCCUGAUCUGCUUGCAGAAAGCUUGGGUGGAUGUUAGAUGUUGCAUGCCAUCCUAAGCAGUGGAUAUGGGGUUGUACGCUUAUCCAGGGCUCGGUUCCUCUGUUAAGAAGGUCAACAGAGACUGUGGAGUCUUUAGGAUAUACAGUUUGAUUCACACACACACACACACACACACACACACCCCCCUUGGGCAUAGGAUGGAGGGGCUCACUGUAUCAACACUCCGAAAUAUAUUGCUUUUCCAUUCGUCACAGCUCUAGAUCCCGCACAGAGCAAGUCAUGUCUCAACCCCCAGUUCCUGCAGCAUCAAUCUAUUCCAGUUCACUCACAUGCAACUCCUUAGCCUGGUCCCACUUGUUACACCUUUGAUUCUUUCUCACUUAGAGGCAGCUAAUUGCAGCCCAGCUCAUUCCUUUAAAGUGGAGUACUAAAGUGACCAUCUAGUCUUCAUCCACAGAUGAACAUUCUUGACUGGUUCCCCAACCUUCCCCAAACUCAUAACAGAUUAUAUCCUGUCUUUACUGAUUUGUUCAUGGGAAGAUUGUAUGGCAAUGAGCAUUCAUACUGCCUUCAUCCUGAUUUGCUUUUGGGGUGUUUACACAUCUUCCUGUGAGACAUUCAUUCAUCUCACACUUUUUAAUGCACUUCCCCAAUUGCAAUUCCUCAUUAUUAAGCAAAUUUGUUGAGUACUUUAACUACAUAAACACAGGGUUCUAGCCAAUUUUAGUCCUCCAAGUAGUACUACUGAAUUUAACAAGCAUGAUAAACUUAGGUCCAUUCAUUUCAAUGUGUCCACUUAGGGUAAACCUUAGUUGGAUACAACCCCUAAAGUUUUGAUCGAAUCCUUAUUGCAAAAUGUUGACAGUGUGGAGAUGCUGAUGGAACUACAAAAUUUCCUCAAGAUUUCCCAUUAGAUUCUCCUAAACGUGCAAGUUUCCUACUAUAGUUAUAAAUGUUUAGUACGUAAAUAGUAUUUGCUGUAAUGCAAUCAACCAGUCAAUCGUUUUAUUUCUAUUCUGCCUUUCCAAAGUUAAAACUCAAUGCUCAAGGUGGCUCACAAAAUAUAAAAAAUUACAUAACGAACAUAACAGAAGUAGUCAUACACAACAAAACAUCAAAAAGAACACAAUCAAAUUGAACAAUUUCCACAUUUAACAUCAACAACAUUAGCAACCCCCCCCAAAAAAAACCAACACCCACUGACUAAACCUUCCCUCAGCUCAAGAGUCUGCUCAGCAGCCUCAGCUUUUGUAGCGGGAGUUAGCCAGGGCGCUGUUCUCCUAGGAUAGGUAGAAAAGGCCUGAAAGGUCUUCCACAACCUAUAGCCAAAGUGCACCUAUUAAAAACUAGCCUCCACUGCCAAAAAGGGGCGGGGCAGGGGGGCGGGAGAGAAAAUGCAAUACAGUGGUACCUCAGGUUACAUACGCUUCAGGUUACGUACGCUUCAGGUUACAGACUCCGUUAACCCAGAAAUAGUACCUUGGGUUAAGCACUUUGCUUCAGGAUGAGAACAGAAAUCGUGCUCCAGCGGCGCGGCAGCAGCAGGAGGCCCCAUUAGCUAAAGUGGUGCUUCAGGUUAAGAACAGUUUCAGGUUAAAAAUGGACCUCCAGAACGAAUUAAGUACUUAACCCGAGGUACCACUGUACACACUAUAUGGAAACUGAUCCAUACAAAUGAGCAUAUCACCCUUGAUCAUUGGCCAUGGUGACUAGGGCUGAUGUGAGCGGGAGUCCAACAGCAUCUCUAAGGACUACAGGUUCCACAUCCCUGUGCUGGUCCUAGCAGUUCCUGACUACUGGCUGACUUUUCUAAUUUUCUGAAAUUCCUUUAAAAAAUAUUUUCCAGCCCUUGAUGCCAUGUUGAAUUUGGAUCCAGAGAUCCGAAGCUAUUUUCCUGAAAGCUGGCUUUGGGAGGUUCACCCAGUUCACAGGUACAGUAGUCUGGGAGAGACUCGGUCGUUUUGACUUUAGCUGUGGCCUAGGAUGAAACUGCUCUCUUGAAUGAGCUGAAGUAUCUACUGAGAACAUUUUCACAGCUAAACCCAGGAGAACUGCUGCCAGCCAGUAUAGACAGGACUGAACUAGAUGGAUCAGUGGUCUGAUAGUUGUCUGGUAGCUUCCUUAUAGUGGAUUGAGCACUGUCUCAGUGCAUACGACUUACAUGCAGAAGGUCCCAGGUUCAGUUUUUAUUAUUUAUUGAAUUUAUAUACCGCCCUAUACCUGGAGGUCUCACAGUCCCCAGCUAUUCAAGUAAGGAUGGACAGAUCUGUGAGUUCUGAUUCUCUUAGUUCCUCAUUUUUCAGUUCUCCGGAUUUCUGCCACAAUCUGUGAUUUUAUUUUUUAUUUUUUUAAAAAAACCUGCUGAAAAUUCACCAGCAUUUUAGUGCAAAUUUCUAAUAUACACAUUUUUGCUAUAAGAGAAUCCAUUUUUGUAGUAUAUUUUUUUAAAAUUUUGGCUGCUGCUUGUUAGCUACAUUUUUUUGAUGUUUUUGCCUUCCCCCCUCCUAAUAAAUGCAGUUCAAAGGCUCUUCCUGUGACAUUGCCAGAUUCUAUCACCACCUGGGAAAUACAAGGAGUUAGCAUUUCAGACAAAGGUAUGUAUAAAAUGUCUCAUUUUGUUGUAGCCCUUCUUAGUGAGCAAGUAAAAUUUUGUAUGAAAAAUGAGACAACUGGGAACCUCUGAGAUUCCAGCUUUGCUUAACCAAUGUGUCCAAUACACAGAGGAGAAUUGGGAUGUCUCCCAGGAGGUGUGUGUGUGUGUGUGUGUGUGUGUGAGAGAGAGAGAGAGAGAGAGAGAGAGAGAGAGAGAGAGAAUGGUGGGAGAUUCAGGAUGAAAAAAGGAAGUCCUUCUUUGUAUUGUGCAUAGUUAAAGCAUGGAAUAUUUUGGCACAAGAUGGCUGCCAACCCGAACAACUUUAAACCCGUCUUCCCUUGCACUGCCUGGUAAGGGCAUUAAGAUCAGAAAAUGGGUUUUAUAUACUUCUUACAUGCCAAUAUGGCCUUCUAAGUUGUUUGUAACAUCAAUGAUAAAAUCCAUACAUAAUUUAAAAAACAAAACAAAGCAAUUCCAUCAAAGCAUUAAAAACAUCCACAAUGUUAACCAUCAUCAUAAGGAAUGGAUAAACUUCCACGUGUUUGACUCAUAAUUCCAUUCUGUUCCAUUUCCUACAUCAAUCUGCAGAUUUAAAACAAAAAGCCCUUCCUUCCCAAAAAGCAUUUUAAUGGUAUUUCAAUAAACAUGUUAAGCUAUUAAUUCUGUUAGUACUAACCAUAUUGCUCACCCAUAUGUAUAAAGUGCAUCAGUAGUUUAAAAAAAGCAUUAGUAAAUGCUAUUAAAUACUGACUGGUUAAUUAAUUACUAAAUACUAAAUACUACUUACAAAUGGUGUUGUUUGUUUGCUUGUUUGAUUUUCACACAGGUAUCUGUGUUGCUGAUGCACUUCAGGUGCAGGUAAUGAAAAACGUCUUCAUAGAUGUGCAUGUUCCCUAUUCUGUUGUCCGUGGAGAACAGAUAGAAUUGAGAGGAUCUGUUUACAAUUACAAAGGUUCCAGAACCAGGGUAAGGCUCUGACAGAAAAUGUUGCUAACAGUUAGGGAUGGGGGAAAUGUUGGAGUCAGUUCACAUUAAAAAAAAAUUAAAAUCUAUCAGAUUCGCACUUUCCAAAACAAUAUCAGAACCCAAGCAUAGCCGUCCUUUGCAAUUCACACUUACAUCAAUUUUAUGAUACGGUUCUCCAACCAAUGUUUUGCUAAAAACUGCACAUAAAAAUUUAAAGUGUGCAUUAAAAUGAAUAUAUUAAUGAAAAUAAUAUGUAAAAAUGCAUUUUUUGCAAGCAAUUUCUCUUAAUACUUUAGUCAAAACUGCUUACAAAAAACUGCUUAUGAAGGAGAAAUUUGCACUAAAAUGCUGAGUAAUUUUCAUUAGUUUUUUUUUAAAAAAAGUUUUCUGCGGAGAACUGAAUUUAAUACAGUCAUACCUCAUGCUACAUUUGCUUCAUGUUGCGGCUUUUCAGAUUAUGAACACGGCAAACCCAGAAGUGUUUACUUCCGGGUUCGCCAUGCGCACAUGCGCAGAAGCCAUCUGCACGCUUCACACAUGCGCAGAAGCGCUCUAUUGUGCUUUGCACACACGCAGUAGCGGCACUCUACUUACAGAAUUUUCAGGGUGCAAACGGCACCCUGAAACGGAUCAUGAUUGUAAGUAGAGGUACCACUGUAUUGGAGAAAUGAGAAACUGAGAGAACCAAAACUGAGAGAUCCUUCCAUCCCUACAAAGAGCAUAUUGUUCCCUGUAAGUGAUGAGACUUAACCCUGGAAGAGCAAGUGAAACAAAAUUUCGUAACAGUUCAAAAAUUACCAAAAUUUCAAUUGUUCCAUUGAGAUUAUGAAUGCAAAAUUUCUAUUUUAAAAAUCACUUUAUAAUGUAAAUCCCAGUGGGUGCCUGUAGCACAUCCAAUAAGUCUCAUUAAGCAGCCUCACAAAACUCUGUAAUGUGUGUGGGAGAGUUUGCUCUUCCUGCUUAGUUACUAUUUACACUGGGUUGAUCUCUGCUAUGUUGAAUUCAUUCACUGAAACAUGUCCACAUUUCAUCGGAUGCCAGAGCUGGGCACCCACCUUCCUUUCCAUUCUGAAUCAUAAAAGAGGUGUGGACACUAGAACUGUCAUAACUCUAGAACUAAGCAACAUCCAAUGAAGCUUAAUGCUGGAAGAUUCAGGGCAAACGAAAGAAAAUACCUCUUUGCACAUGCUUAUAAGCUACAUGUUACUGAGUCAGCUGAUGGAAACCUCUUCUAACCCUUUUUGACACAUGCUUUAGUACUGCACUAAGGUAUCUGUGGGUGAAGGCAUUUGCCUUUUCGGAGGCACGAGCACUGGACAGCACGGUAUCCAAGAAACCAUUUGCAGGCGUCGGGAUCUCCAGGGAUCAUCAGUUGCCUUAGCAACAUUCAAGAUUCUCCCUCUGGAGACAGGCCUCCACACCAUCAACUUUACACUGAAGGGUGAUUCUGUCAAUGAAGUCCUUGUGAGAACAUUAAGAGUUGUGGUAAGAUCAAGCUAUUUUUCUUGAAAAGCCUUCCCACCCCUGCAAAUCAGAAAUGAAUGAUUGUUUAUAAAGCACUCGUGAUUUUAAUCCCUCUCACAACAUAUUAAAGGGACAAGGGAUGAGGAGGGGGGAAAGCAAACCCAGGACGACAAGUUCUUAGUUGCAAAAUUCAACAGAAUGCAAGUCACAUAGCUGGGUCUAAGGACAGUGGAAAGGCUGCUGCUUCCUCUCCUUCUGGUAACCUUAGUGGGAGGGCAUUGGUAGGUGCAGGAAAAAACUGAGCUGUACUUAUACCUGUGGGACAUGGGUGGUGUUGUGGGUUAAACCACAGAGCCUAGGACUUGCCGAUCAGAAGGUUGGCGGUUCGAAUCCCCGCGACCGGGUGAGCUCCCGUUGCUCGGUCCCUGCUCCUGCCAACCUAGCAGUUCAAAAGCACGUCGAAGUGCAAGUAAAUAGGUACCGCUCCGGCGGGAAGGUAAAACGGCGUUUCUGUGCGCUGCUCAGAAGCGGCUUAGUCAUGCUGGCCACAUGACCCAGAAGCUGUACACCAGUUCCCUCGGCCAAUAAAGCGAGAUGAGCGCCACAACCCCAGAGUCGGUCAUGACUGGACCUAAUGGUCAGGGGUCCCUUUAUCCUUUACCUUUACCUAUACCUGUACCUGUACCUGGAAUGAUGGAGGGUGCCUGAUUGCCACAUCCUUUCCUUCUGGUGGCUUCUCAGUCCCCUUUCUCAGGGAACCUUUGUAACUUCUGUUGCUAGUUGUAAUUUAAUGUUUCACUCUGUUGAUUCAGUUUUAAAUGAACUGUAGCCACUGCUAGCAGGGGCUUCAGUCCCCAAAUAAAGUUGUUGGGGUGUUUCGUGUGUGUUGCAUGUACAACUGUGAUAUUUUAAAAAACUAGUUUUUGCUAGAGAUUCUUGGGGUGGGGGAAUGAAUAAGCAAAUGUUCCUUGACAGGCCUUCAUAAUGUUAUCUCCCUAUUCUUUGGUUUUAGCCUGAAGGGAUAAAAAAGGAAAUUCACGAAGGUCACACGCUGGACCCACAGGGUGUUUAUGGUAUGGCAAAUUACCCUUUCCCCCCUCCCUUCCAUUCAGUUUUCCUGAUCCAUUCUUUCUCUUUCAGAUAAGCAUUAUCAUGCUCAUGUGAUUUGCUGUUAGAACAGUCACUUGGGCAUGACACGUACCUGGGAAUAAGUACCUUUGAUCUCAGAAGAGUCUCCUAAGGAGUAGACAUGUAAAGGAUUGCACUGUAUGGAUUACACUAUUUAUUUUGGAAGGUUCACUUGGCAUUUGGGCACCUCUUCAGAUAUAACAAAAUUUUACAUGAUGGUUCCUGAGAUUAAGGGGUGGGUUUUUGUCUAUAUUCAGAUACAAUUGGAUGCCAUUUUAAAUCAAGGCAGCAGGAUGAAACUUUUAAAAAUGCAUUGAUUUCAAAACUGAAGUGAUUUUUUAAUUUAUUUUUUAUUUGGUUUCUUAGACUUCAUGAGCAGUGCCAGGCAGGACGCUGCUGGUAUUUUACAAAGGGAACUAGCAUGUGGGUUAUUAUUAUUUUUAAGUCACUGCAUAGCGUGCCUCCUGCCUCCCAAACUCUGCUGUGAUCCUUUCCUUAUAAGCCAGUCCCAAUCCUAACUAUAUCUAUGUAGAAGUGAGACCCAUUGAAUUAAAUGGAGCUCAUUCCCAUGUACGUUAGCAUCAUUAUAGCAUUGACAUCAUAUAUGAGCACCCACAGUAAGAAGGGUGGGUGAAUUUGCCAGUUUUGUAAUCUAAAGUUCACUUUUCCACAUUUCCAUGUCAUUUUGCAAUUUUAUAGAAGUCCUUAUGAAAAUUCAUCAGAAUUUUAGUGUGUGUUUCUCCUAAUAUACAUGUUUUGUAUGCAGUCUUAUUCUAACACAUACAUUUUUGUGGAGCAAUUUGUUUUCAUGACUAGAUGCAUUUUUAAGUGCACUUUUCUUAGUACAGUAUAUGCAUUUUCCAUACACAUUGCUUGGUUGGCAAACUGCAUUGAAAAGUUCAUAUGAAUGUGAAUUCAGGCAUGUCCAACUUUCAAGAGACUGAGAUCUACUCCCACUAUAAAAAAAAACCUGGCAGUGAUCUACAAAAGUUGUUGAGCUAGUAGAUCGCAAUAUACCCGUUGGACAUCCCUGAUUUAAUUGUUUCAGGAAGUAUGAUUUAUGUAGAUUUGGCUUUAAAUGUGAAUCAAACAAAAUUACUCCCUCAACCCUAGUCUGCAGGCACACCACAUUGUUGAAGAUCUAGGUCUGAUCAUUGCAAAUGUAUACCUUUGAAAGGCAGGAUGGAAAUGUGAAAUAAAUAAGGCUAACAUAGUACACAAUUAUUAUUUUUUAGCUCUAGCAUUUUUUAGCUCUAGCUCUAGCUUUAGCAUAUGUAACACAAUAAAUUUCCAUGGUUUCUCCACAUAUAUUUUCAACAACAGGCACAGUGGAAAGAGAGCAAGUAUUUCGUUACAGGAUACCAUCAAACAUGGUCCCUAAGACAAAAGUUGAGAGGACUCUGAAUAUAAAAGGUAAAAUGGAGUGGGUGGAGCACAGUUAUUUUAAUCACGUUUUCUUGCUGCUUUUAAGCCUCUAAAUAUUACAAGUGUUUUUAGCCUUGAAUCAGGUUUCAUGUCAUUUAUUUGUAAGGGAGGAUAAGCUUAUUGGUGGUUGCUGAUACAGUGGUACCUCAGGUUACAUACACUUCAGGUUACAGAUGCUUCAGGUUACAGACUCCCCUAAUCCAGAAAUAGUACCUCGGGUUAAGAACUUUCCUUCAAGAUGAGAACAGAAAUCGUGCGGUGGUGGCGGCAGUGGGAGGCCCCAAUGAGCUAAAGUGGUGCUUCAGGUUAAGAACAGUUUCAGGUUAAGAACGGACCUCUGGAACGAAUUAAGUUCUUAACCUGAGGUACCACUGUAAUGGUGGCAUUCUGCUCAUAUUGGGAUCAGUGGCAGGAUGCCUCUGACAAUUCCAGUUGCUGGGGUAUAUGAUUGAGAUAUGUCUCUUGCCCUCAUGCCCUGGUUGUGGGCUUUUCAUAAGCAUCUGGCUGGCCACUAGUCCCAUCAGAAUACUAGAUUGGUGGCAUGAUCUGGCAUGCCUUGUCUUAUGUUCAUAUCUCUUCUGAAGACUUCUGUUUACAAAUCCUGCUUCUCUACUGGUGAUGAUUGAAGCAGCUUAUAAGUUGUAACUGUGGUGACUGGUGCCCAUUUAGACGGGUAGGGAGUAAGGCAAGGGCCCCAACAGUAGGUGGCGCCAGAGCCAAUGACGAGCAGAGCCAAUUAAUUCUAGUUUCCUCCCCUUCCUCCUUUUACAAGGGCAACCUGAGAGUAAGAAGUAAAAUGCACAAGGAACACCAGACAAAUCAUAAUCUGCUCAACAGCAAUGCUGGUUGAAAUAUUUAUUUACAUUUAUUAAUUAAAGGGUUUUAAAACAAUCUUUUACCUGUCACAAGGCAGCAGACGACAGUUAAUAUUUCAAAAGAGCAGUAACAAAGCGCAUCUAAGCAGGGACAUGAAUUAAAAGUGGAUUGAAACAAAAGCUGCUUUUAAAAGGUUGACAGUCUUGAGGAAGAAGAGCACAAGUGAGGAAGGCAUAAACAACAACAGAACCUGCUCCCUCCCUGCCCAUUCAACUUUGUUUGUUUGUUUCAGUUUGGUGCCUUGGCAGAAAAAGCAGUGUAUAAAUACAAUGAACAAACAAACAAACAAACAAACAAACAAGCAAACAAACAAAUGAUAGGGUCAUAUACAUUUCCUGGGGAAAGAAAGUCCACAGAUACUGGGCCACCACUAUGAAGUCUCUGUAUCUGGUAUCUAACCUAGGGGACAGGAAACCCUUUUCAGCCUGAGGGCCACAUUUCCAUGUGGGCAACCUUCUGAGGGCCCCUGGCUAGUGGUGAGCAGGCCCAGAAACAAAAGUGAGUGGAGCAACAAAUGUAAAUUUUAACUUUGUACAGCAGGUUAGUCUCCACACACGCUCACACAUGCCUGUCUUUCCUCUACCCUAGUAAGCGAGAGUUUAAGGACACGUUCCAGCCAGGAAAAAAACAUUAUGGGUUCGAACCAAGGCCAGUGAGGCAUGUGGCUUGGGAAGAGGACUGUAUGGUCUGGCGAGAGUUCCAAGGGCAAGAUAGAGAUUGGAGGGCCACAUUUGGCCCCUGGGCCUGAGGUGUCCCACCCUUGGUGUAAUCUAACCUGUUACUCAGAGAAUAGGAACAAAGUGAGUGUUAACUGCCUUGUGAGAAGUAGCUAACAGUAGAGCUCUCCUAGGAGGGUGUUCCAGUAUCUGGGCCUCACCUCCAUAAAGGCCCCAUAUUUUAUACCAACUAAGCAGCAUGGACACCCUCCAUCCGCCCGCCAACAAAAAGGACAGGAUUUCAUGGUACCAUUUUUCUUUUGCAGGAAUUCUUCUAGGUGAAGUGAUUAAUGUAGCUGUCAGCCCAGAAGGGCUAAAACUUCUUGUCAACCUCCCAAAGGGGAGUGCAGAAACUGAGCUUAUGAAUGUUGUGCCGAUCUUUUAUGCAUAUGACUACCUGGAAAGGACAGACAGCUGGGACAUACUUGGCCCAGGGACUAUCACUCCAAAAGUUAACCUGAGGAGGAAGAUGAAAGAAGGUAAAUUAGUAUUCCCUUGUGCUCUUUCAAGGUAAGGUAGACCUGAAGUCCUUGCAUGAUCACCAAAGCAAUGUGCCUUGUGAUGAUAAUUUAGCCAGAGGCUUAUGACUGGCAUAAUUGCAGGGAACUUUGGCAUUAUCGAGAUGUUGUUUGCUCUUUCUGGAGAUAAUAGUCAAUGUGAAUGAUCUCCUUAUGUUUGAAGUAGUGGCAUGAGUGGAAUAAACGUUGAAUACGCUGCUUUAUGUACCUUAUAGGACUUGUCAGCAUCCUGUCAUUCCAGAAAAAGGAUUUCUCAUACAGUAUGUGGGAGAAAGGAGAGCCCAGUGCCUGGUGAGUUCUCCAUAUAUAGUAACAAAUAUAGUUCUUAUUAUAUAGUAACACAAUUUGACACAAUGGGUUCUAAGGUUGAGGAGCAGGUUUCUGUUUGUGUUUGGACACCGUAGGAUCCCAUUUUGAAUCAAGAUGGCAGGCUCAACUUUUCAAAUCUGCACCGGGUUAGACAUCUCUCAAGAUAUUGUAAAACAUUUUGCAAGAGGGUUCCUGAGAUCAAUGAGCAGGCUUCCAUCUUUGUUUGGAUACUAUUGGGCACCAUUUUGCAUCAAGGUGGCAGACACAAUCUUCCAGAGCUUCACCAAUUGUCACUCAGGGUUGCUGUUGGCUUCUUAGAAUUCCCAAGCAACAUCAAGCACUUCUUGCUAGUUUGUUUACAGGUAGCAGCAGCACCUUGCCAUCUGCUGCCAUCUUUCUGUCUUAAGUUCACACCAAAAGUUGUAGCAAAAUCACACACUUCCUACCUCUGGAGCUCCUGGUAUAAGCAAAAGAGUGAUUCACAGCAGCUGUGGUUAUAAGUCCAUGGGCUGGAAAGGUCACACAUUUACAGUGCAAUCCUAGACAAGUCUACCCCAGAAGUAAGAUCCACUGGGUUCUCUGGACUUGCUCCCUGGUAAUUGCAUAUCGGACUGCUGCCUUAGUGAAUGAGUGAAACGUUUAAAGCCGUAGAGCAGCACAGUAUAAGUACAGCAGUCAUCAAGUUUGAUGCUCAGUCAGAAAAUUAACCUUAAAUACUUGCCAUGGGAUACUUUAUUUGUUUGCUCAGAAUUGCAGAACCCAAAUGUGUGUGUGCAGGCUGUGGGUAGGAGUUAAUUUCAAAAUUAGCAGCCAGCUCAUAUUUUCCUCAGGAAAUAUAUUUGUUUUAUUUUGUUGAUGGGGCAGGCUGACAGCUUUUGCCUUAAGGAUUUUGGGACAAGUGAGCCAAUAUGUGGCUGUUGAUAAGAAUUCUGUGUGCAAUUCUCUGACGUGGAUGAUUGACAACUGUCAAAUGGCAGAUGGAUCUUUCAGGGAGAUUUCAAGCUACCAACCUGUAAAACUACAGGUAAGGAAACUGUUUUUUGUUUUUUUUUAGGAAUUCAUUUUCUAGCUAACAACUGACAGAAAAUUAUGAUUUAGAUGAGGCCUUUCUUGUUAGCACAACUAAUCCGCUGUAGGGCUGACCCCACCAUUAGACAGAGAGAGGGAAUAGAGGUAAACAAACUUGUCAAUUUGUUUCUCCAGUUUCUCAAUUUUCUAACUGUAAACUUAGUUCUUCAUAUUUUUGCAGCAAUUUGCUCUUUAUUUACUGUUUUACAAAAGACUCUUGAAAAUUUCUCAGCAUUUUGGUGCAAAUCUCACUCCAAGCAGAUUUUUGUGCGCCGUUUUGGCUAAUGCAAUGAAUUUUUGUAUCUUUGCAUUUUUGUUUUUUAUUUUCACCAAUAUAUGCAUUUUUAUGAACACUUUCUCGUAAUAUAUACAUUUUUGUACAUAUUGGUUAGAGAACUGCAUUACAAAUUCAGAUAAGUCUGAAUUUUGGAUGAUGGCUGUGUUUCAGUUCUCAUAUUGUCUCAAAAAGUGCAAAUUGGAUGGAUUUAUCUUUAAUUGUGAAAUGAACUGAAUUUCCAUCUCAUCCCUACCUAUAGGGCAGCAAUAUAUGGAGGAGCAGCAAUUAAGUUUUGUACUACUUUUUUGACCCAAAACACUGUCACCUGCCAUGGGGAUUUCUUUCAACAAAACAAUUGCAAUUUUAAGUUUUAAUUAUUUGCAGUUCUGAAAAUUGCUUUGUUUUAAUUUAUGCUCAGAUUUGUCUUGUGUGUUGCUUUCGUGAGGUAUAUCAUAAAGACCCUGACUACACACAAUACCUUUGACACCCGAGGUAUGUGUUUUCAGGGCCCGGCCUAAUCCCGUGUAGGUAAUCUGUUUUAACUUCUGAAUGUUAAAUAGUUGCAACCUUCCUUGGGACCUGCUGAUAAAGGGUGGGUAAUCAUUAUUAUUAUUAUUAUUAUCACCAUCAUCAUCUGUCUGACUGCAUGUUUAUAUAUGUUGCUUUUUAAAAGGGCACACUACCUAAGGAACAGAAAGAAAAGACUUUGUAUCUCACCGCUUUCUCUCUGAUUGGAUUUGAAAAAUCAAUUCAUAUCUGCCCAUUGCAGGUGCGUGUAGUGUGAUUACUUCCUUCUUCCCACAGACUGCAUUUUUGUACUCCAAGCCAACAGUCAGAUUCCAAGAAUGCUAGGGAUCCAGGGGCGUCGCAACGGGGGUGCGGGGGGGUGUGCGCCCUGGGUGCCAUGUCUGAGGGGGUGACAAGAAGGCAUCCCAUGGAGGCUCGCGGCGGCGCGAGCAGCCACUGUGCCGCAUCAGCUGUAUGUGGAGGAUCCUCUGUUUGUGGCUACAGCCGCGAGCAGAGGAUCCCGGCGCCGGUGGCAAACCGCUAUGUACAGUGCAUGUGUGGCGUCGCACGCAUGCGCUGUACGUAACGGUGCUGCACAUGCGCUGCAUAUAGCGGUUUGCUGCCAGUGCCGCUUGCGCAUCGUAUGGAUGAUGGUGGGAUCUCAGCUGCGAGCAGAGGAUUCCAGCACCAUCGGUCCAGCACUGGAGCAGCACCGCCAGCAAACCCCUAUGUACAGCACGUGCGGUGUCGUUAUGUACGGUGCAUGCACCCUACGUAGCAACGCCACGCCCCGGGUGUCACGACACCUUCAUUUGCCCCUGUAGAGAUCAGCAGGAUUUUUAAAGGAAUGACUGGGGAAGGGCCAUAGCUUGGUGGUAGAGCAUCAACUUUACAUGCAAAAGGCCCGAGGUUCAAUUCUUGAUGUUGGUAGACAGGGUUGAGAAACCCCAGAGAACUACUGCUAUAUAUUGUAGAUACUGAGCUACAUAGACCAAAGGCCAUUGAGGAAGGGUUGUAACUCAGUGGUCUGCUUUGCAUUCAUAAGGCAAAGUUCAAUCCUUGGCAUCUCCAGGUAAGACUGGUAAUGCCCCCUGCCUGAAACUCUGGAGAGCCACAGCCAAUCAGUGUACAGAUCAUAUUGAGCUUGUUGGACCAAUGGUCUGACUUAGUCUAAAGCAGCUUCUUGAGUUCCUUAAAGUACUCCGCUUUGACUAGUUCAUGCCCUGGAUAGUUUGAUUCUGAGGUUUUGUAGCAGAACAGAAAAGCACCAAGCACAUUUCCAAUACAAUGUCUUGUUAUGUAAUGGUUAGAGUAUUAUUCACAAAGCUCACUGGGCCAGUCACUAUUGCUUAGCCUAACCUGCCCCACUGUGUGGUUGUGAUGAUAAGCUGAGGGUGGGGGAGAAUUAUGUUUGCUGCUGCCUCCUUCGUGGAGGAAGCGCGUGGUACAAAUGUAACCACAAGCAAGGAAAAAAUAAAAUAAAAUAAGAACAUUUGGUUCUUGUCUUCACAGAGAAUUGAAGAUGCAAAAAACAAAGCUAAAGAUUACUUGCUACAAAAUUUUCAUUCUGUACAAAGCACGUUUUCCUUGGCAAUAGCUACUUAUGCACUCACUCUGACAAGAUCCAGGCAGCCUGGCACACGCGCAGCCUACUUUGCACUGAAGAGGGAAGCCCUUGUGAAAGGUAAAAUCUCAAGUAACAUCCAUUUCCCCAACUUAUAGCGAUUUCCUCUAGUGAUGGUGGCACUAGACCUCAGCUGGUGAAAAAUGCAGCAGCCUGGAGUUACUUGCUGGGGUUUCAUUUAAAUCUCAUAUAACCCGUUUUAAAACAGCUGUGUUGGUUGUCAGCUUGUUUCUGAGCCUAAUUCAUGGGGCUCACAUUAGUGUUUAAAGCCCUUAAAUGAUCCUGAUCUCAAUCAAAUAUCUGAAAGGCAGCCUCCUUCUCUACAGACUCCUUGGGUGUUGAGAGCAGCAGAGGGUGUCCUCUUCAUGGUUACAGCACCUUCAGAAGUAUGGAAAAUGAUUACCAAGGAGAGGAGACUUUUUCUGUGGCAGCCCCUAAGUUAUUGAACUCUAUCCCCACAGAGGUCUGCCUGGCACCUUCACUAUACAGUUUUCACCUAAUGCUGAAUGUGCACCUCUUUUCACUCUGUCCUUUGACACUUGAGAUGUGUAUUCUUGUGAUUGUAAUUUGUUUUACAGUCAUACCUCGGGUUGAAGUUGCUUCAGGUUGAGCAUUUUCAGGUUACACUCCGUGGCGACCCGGAAGUAAUGGAACACAUUACUUCCAGGUUUUGCCACUCGUGCAUGCGCAGACGCUCAAAAUGAUGGCAUGCGCAUGUGCAGAAGCGGCAAAUCGUGACCCGCGCACGUGCAGAUGCCGGUUGCGUUCUGCUCUGGAUGCAAACGAGGCUCUGGAACGGAUCCCAUUCGCAUCCAGAGGUACCACUGUAUAUGGUUUUCAAUGUUGCUUUGCAUCCAGAAGGUCCCAGGUUCAAUCCCAGCCAUCUCCAGCAAGGGCUGCGAAUAUGCCCUCCCUGAAACCCCAGAGAGCCCUUGCUAGUCAGUGCACACAAUACUGGAUUAAAAUGGAUCAGUUGGUAUAAAGCAGCUUCCUAUGUCUGUAUGGAAGGCAGUCUAUAAAUGUAAAUACAGUAAGCCAGCAACUUGCACACAUUUAACUUGUGCACAUUCAGCUUGGGGUGGGGCAGUGAACAUUAAAAAGGGGCGGCACGGGAGUGGGAUUCCAGGAAAAAUGACUUUGGUAAUCCCCCCCCCCCCCCGCCACUGAACCCAAUGGGUUUUAACUAUACACAAUUUGGCUUUAGGAAUAAUCCCUAGAAUGUUACCCCUGGAUAAGUUACUGGCUUACUGUAAUACAUAUGUACAUACAUCCAGGUGAUUUUUUUUCUGGCACUGUCCCUUACUCUGCCCCUCCCCGCUGUGACUUAUCCUCAUUAGCCUUCCUUUAAUAGCAGGCCCACCUAUGUAUCGCUAUUGGAAAGAAACCCUCAACAAAUUAGAUCCAAACGCUCCGUCAGAGGACACUGCCAGGAUGGUUGAAACUACAGCUUAUGCCUUGCUUGCCACUCUAAUGCAAGGAGACCAAAUCUACGCUACUCCAAUCAUCAGGUGGUUGUCGGAACAACAGAGAUAUGGCGGUGGAUUUUACUCCACACAGGUACUUCCCUGCAAUAAAUAAAUGACCACAGGGUGGUCAUUAUUCAAAGAACUGUCUUCUUCCAUGUCUGCAAACCAUUUAUGAAUGUCGUUGGAGGCCUUGCAACAAGCCUUUUUGCCCUCAGAAGCACAAUUGGUUGGUGAAGAAAGUCCUUCACACAGAGCAUAGUUAAACUAUGGAACCCACUCCCACUGGAGGCAGUGAUGGCCACCAGUGUAGAUGGCUUUAUAAGAGGAUUUGACAAAUUCUUGAAGGAGAAAGCUAUCAGUGGCUACUAAACAUGAUGGUUGUGCUCUGCUUCCAUGGUUAGAUGCAAUAAUGUUCCUGAACAUCAGUUGCUGGAAACCACAGUAAAAGGAGAGCGCUGUUGUGCUCAAGUCCUGCUUGCAGGUUUCCCACAGGCAUUUGGUUGGCCACUGUGAAAAUCAGAGGCUGGACCAGAUGACCCAGCAGACUCAUCUUAUGUUCAUAUGUGUUUUCAGUAGCAGCACCAAGGCUGUGGUGCGCUCCAUUGCUUUUCAGCCAGAAUAUAUAAAAAAAUGAAAAAAUUGUCCAGUAGCACCUUAGGUAAAGGUAAAGAUACCCCUGACCAUUAGGUCCAGUCGUGGAUGACUCUGGGGUUGCAGUGCUCAUCUUGCUCUAUAGGCCGAGGAAGCCGGUGUUUGUUCGCAGACAUCCUCCGGGUCAUGUGGCCAGCAUGACUAAGCCGCUUCUGAAUAGCGCAUGAAAAUGCUGUUUACCUUCCUGCCAGAGUGGUACCUAUUUAUCUACUUGCACUUUGACGCGCUUUCGAACUGCUAGGUGGGCAGAAGCUGGGACCAAACAACAGGAGCUCACCCCGUUGUGGGGAUUCAAACCACCAACCUUCUGAUUGGCAAGCCCUAGGCUCUGUGGUUUAGACCACAGCGCCACCCGUGUCCCUUAGCACCUUAGAGACCAACUAAGUUCUUCAGAUACCUGAAGAAGUGUGCAUGCACACAAAAAGUAUCUAAAGAAGUGUGCAUGCACAUGAAAGCUUAUACCCAUAACAAACUUACCGUAUUUUUCGCCCUAUAGGACGCACUUUUUCCCCUCCAAAAAUGAAGGGGAAAUGUGUUUGCGUCCUAUGGGGCGAAUGCAGGCUUUCGCUGAAGCCUGGAGAGCGAGAGGGGUCGGUGCGCACCGACCCCUCUCGCUUUCCAGGCUUCAGGAAGCUAUCCGCAAGCCUUGCAAGCCCGGCGGCCCCAUUUUUAUUCUCCAUUUGAGAAGAACAGUCAUGGUGACCUACUUUCAGGAUUGUUGUAAACACUGCUGAGAUAUUAUAUGGGUAGCAUCCCAAAUGUCCCUUUACAGAUACCCUUAGGUCUGUUUCAUUGCAUAUGCAUAUUGUGUAUGGUAUCUACAACUUGUUCUUAAAAAGAAAAGAAAAGAAAAGAAUAGAAAAGAUGUGAGGUGUGAGAAAGACCCUUCUCCCCCUGUGGCCCUGCUGAUCUGCUCCUACACCUGGGCCAGAUGUACAAGUAACCUGAUGGAUUAUAAAAUAUCCUACAGACGUUCUUGUUAUCGUGCAUUCAUAAUGAUUUGUCUUCAUGAUGAUAUCAGGGGCUGUUAUAUGCAAACCUACAUUGUGCCUGAAAAAAUUUGAGGCGGACAUACGGUUUUGUACAUGUUUUGUUCCCUAUCAUUCCCCAUCAUUGGGACCGCUUCUCCUCGUAUGCCCCACGGAGGACCUUACAGUCCACAAAUAAUAAUAUCUUGGAGGUUCCAGGCCUCAAGGAGGUUAAACUGACCUCAACCAGGGCCAAGGUCUUUUUAGCUUUGGCCCCAGCUCGGUGGAGCGCCCUAUCACAGGAGACCAGGGCCCUGCGGGACUUGACAUCCUUCCGCAGGGCCUGCAAGAUGGAGUUGUUCUGCCUGGCCUUCGGUCCGGGCCCAGUUUGACCCCCCUCUAUGGGACCCUGUAAAUUACCUCUUUGCCUCUUUUAUUGGCUCAUGUGGGACCAACAUGGAUAGCUGACCCUGAUGAAUACUUGAGGUUCCCAACCCCUGUGGUUGUAAUUUGUGAGCAAUCAUUUCAUUUUAUCCUGAUUCUAAUAUUUAAGCUGCAUUUUAAUCAGUUGUUUGAUUGUGUUUUAAUAUAUUUGAUAUUUGCCGCCCUGAGCCUGGUCUUGGUCAGGGAGGGAGGGGUAUAAAUAAAAAGUUAGUUAGUUACUAUUCCUCAGCUUCUGUCAGGGAACUGCCAUCAGUGCCGGAGGGAGAGAGCAAAAUCCAGAGGGAUUCCAGAGAGCGUCCCGGGAUUGGGAGAGGCAGCCCAUCUUCUGGGGAAGAGAAUCAGCGUAGCACCAGUGGAGAAGGGGGGCAGAUGGGGGAAGCGGCGAGGCGGUCCCAUGACUCCUUGCCGGGGACCAGCGGGGAGAGUAGAGGUCCUCCGCUGCCUACGCCCUCCUUGCGCAGAAGGCUUCCGCGCAGAGAGAGUAGGAGGAGACUAGGCGUCAAAGAGCUUCUUUGCUGGAAGAAGUUUAAGAAACGCCCACUGACGGAUUCUGCCAGCGAUUGAGACAGCCACGGGUGAGUGGCUGUCCGGACAGAAAAGGUUCACUCAGGCAACCCAGCCAGGUGUUUGCACCGGCUUACGCACGAGCAACCCCUAGAACCAUUACAGCUUCCUAGUAAAAUCCUCCUUCCUGUUGCAGUUUAUUAUGUUCUGCUUUUGUUACACUUUAGUGCAAGAAUUAUUCUAUAAGCAGUAAUAAUGUAGCAACAUUGGGACAGCAUCACAGAACUACUAAAAAAGGGGAAGAAUGUGUGGACGGUCCAGUAUAAAUCCAUGGCUAGUGCACAAUACUUACAUCAAUGACAUGUUGCAGACUACUCCCGUGAAACUCCACCACCUGCCUGGACUGGCCCAAAGACAGCUUUCCUUUUAUCCCAUGCAAUUGUCUGGCUAAAAAUGCCUUGUGCUCCCAAGCUUUUAAUGAACAAUAAGUGUUUUUAUUGCCUUUAUAGUUUUGCUGAUUUUUCACAUUGUGUUGCUGUUUCCUCCUUGUUAGUAUGGUAGCACUGUGCUGUUUUUAAUUGUAUGUUGCCGCGGGAAUAUUUGGAAAGGCAGGACAUAAAUGUCUUAGUUAAAUAAAACCUGGCUAUGGUUCAGCUCCUAAUUCCUAACCCCUUGCUGUAUUUGACAGGACACAAUCACUGCUCUUGAAGCCCUGACCGAAUAUUCCAUCCUCGUUAAGCGGAUGACACUGUUCAUGAACAUCAAAGUGGCCUACAAGAACCAUGGGGAUUUUCAUCAGUACAGGCUUACAAAAAACAAUUAUGUUGGCAGGUCUGUGGAAGUAAGUGUAUGAAUUAUAAAUAACAAGAAACCAGGACCCAAGGUACUUGCAAGAACCAACCUGUGGUAAUCCGUGGUCCAGGAAUAGCUAGCCUUCCUUUUAGAAAACGCCAUAACAUGUGUUCUCCACUGGUUAAUAGUUAGAUGUUAUUUUCUAUAGUAACCUGCAAUUCCAAUGAGCAGUCAUCUUAAGUCCUGACUAUGGAAUAGUUAUUUAUUUCAUAAAAUUUAUAAACCACUUAAUUGUAAAGAAAAACCUAGAGCAAUUUACAAAUCAAAUAAAACAAUAACAUUGCCUAUUGUUAUUAGAUCAUAUUAAUAAAUGGCUGUUUAAAAACAGCUAUUUAAAACUUUCAAAUAAUAAUUAAAAUCAGUGAUGCUAAAAAAACACAACAGAUUAAAAUAUUUGUAAACAUUCUUCAUAUCUGGUUAGGCUUGUCUAAAUAAAAAUGUUUUUUGCAGGUUUUAGCAAAAGAGUAUAGGGAAGGUGCUUGCCUGGUGUCAAUUGGCAGGGAGUUCCAAAGUAUGAGUGUGCCACACUAAACAAUGGAUUUCUUACAACAUUAAGAUGGAAUCAUUAAUCCUUAGGGACCCUUUUGAGUGCCUUCCUUGAAAGGGCCUAAUAGAUCCAUUACUGAACAGGCAGUAGCAUAUCUGAAUGUUGUAAUAUUUCUUAGACCUGCUACCUGCUAUAACUGUUAACUCUUAACUUUGUUCCCUUUGUUCUUCUGAGGCUAUGAUUUAGUAUUUUUAAUGGGUUGUAUCCAAUAUCCAUGCGGAGGCUGCUGUUGGGCUGAUAAACGAGGCAGGGCACACUCUUGAUGUGAUCUUUGCUGCAAGUGAGUGGCUCCCAUGUCUGAGAAAUUGAUCCGUUGCCUACCUGGAUGGGGUUGCACUCAACUUGAUAAUGAAACAGUCCAAAUAUUAAGCCAAAUCAUAAUCUUUGUUUGACUUCCCAUGCUCUUAGGUUGGAGGAUUGCGAUCAUCUCUCAUUUGCACUGCUUUCUUAAUUAGUCCAGGUGGUUCCCACCUAAUCCAAUGUCAAUCCUUCAUUCAUUUUCACAGCCUCUGAGUUCGUCCAGCAAGCGAGUUAUAUCAAAACGAUAUGUUUCUGUGUGGGUGAUUAUUUUCAUCUAUGUCUUUCGCUAUUGAUUCUUCAUCAUGCCUGUAAUUAUCCCUGUGACAUGUCCCAAAAUGGAGGAAAUCUGGCUUUCUGCCAAUUAUUCCAGGCAUAUGUCCAAACCUCUCCGUUUCAUCUCAUACCAGAAAAGAUAAGCCCGUACUUUGGUUAGAAGCCUUGGUUCCCAUCUUCUGCUCUUGACACCCCCCUUUCUGUUCCGACAUACCAGUCCAUAAUAAAGAUAGUCUCUCUUCCACUGGAAUCCUUUAACUCCCCAGUCGCUGAUCAGUUAGCAGAGUAGUUUAUCUCCCCUCACUAAGAGCAUGCCCAUGAAUUAAGUCCGAAUUAUCAUCUUAAAAACAGGAGUUCAUUCGCUUGCUCAUGGCGGCGACUUUGGAAAGUUGCCAAAGAGACCCAAGGUGUUUUCCACCCAGUGCCACCUGCCCCCUCAUGUUGGGGGCAAGUGUUGGUCGAUCUGCAGGUGAAGCUGCCCCUACGGUCCUGGGGUGGGGGGGUUGGAAGGAUGAUUACUCCCAUCUCAUCCUCAAAAUAUCCCGUGCGAAAUGGCUCAGCCAUGGCAAGCCAAACUGGAAGUCAGAAUUGACACUUCUACAGGUGCCACAUAAAACCCGUUCCACAUUUAUAAGAACUUGAUUGUUUUGUAUGGCAGCACCUGCACUUUGGAACUCCCUGCAACAUUCUUCUUUAGACAAACCUACCCAGAGGCUUAGAUAGUUGAGGUAAUUUAAAUCUGUUUUAGUAUUUUAACUUUUGUAUGUUUUUAAGUAGGGUUGUAAAUUUCUCUCAAUGUUAUUGUUUUAUCUUUUUGUAAACCUUUUUGAGUUUGUUUGUUGUUGUUUUUUAACAACCAAGUAGCAUAUAAAUUUUAUGAAAUAAAAAUGUUAGUCCUGCUCAGAGUAGACCCAUUGAAACUGGUGGGCAUUACUAAUUCGGCUACAUUAAUUUCAAUUGGUCUGCUCUGAGUAGAAUUUAGUUGGACACAGUACUACAAUUUGUACUUUCUUUAAUGGUUGGCUGACUGUAAUAGAUGUUUGGCUGGGUUUUAAUCUUUUUCAAAAUGGCUUUGAAAUGCCUUUUGAAUCACCAUCCCUUCUGUUUCCAAUGUUAAAAUGCUGAAUUGCUGCUGCUUAUGCUGCUGUGGCUAAAACAGCACCACUAGGACUGGGGGAGAAAUUUGGUUUGGUUCGCAUUUAAAGGCAAGCCUACCUAAUUUGCCCUUUCUGAGAAUGCAUGAACUGAAGCACAGCCAAAUGCAUGUACUGGGGUCAAGUAUGCAUAAAAAUGGCAUAUAUUAGUUCAAUGCAUUUUUGUAUGUUAUUUUAUUUAGGAAAAUCGCUUUGCAAAAAUGUGUGGCUAUUAGGCAGGACCAGAUACAAAUAUAUGUCUGUUAGAAGUAAUUUGCAUUAAAAUUUCCUGAUGAAUUAUCACGAGGACUUUUUUUUUUAAGCCCACACACUUAAUGAGGAUCUAAUUUACACUAACAUCACUUUCUGCAUUUUUUUUUUACGUAUCCAGGCUCCUUUGAAUGAUGACUUAGAGGUUCGCACAGGCAGCAACACCGGCUUAGCAACAGUGAAUGUACGUGAAUUAAGCAUUUUGGGUCACUUCCAGAUGACCUGUUUGCUGAGGACUCAUCCUGAUUAGUUUGCAGGGAGAAUUGGCUAUUUAAUGAACAUGUGUUCUGAUUUGUUUUGGGUGGGGGAGGUUAGAUUACCAUGUGCCAAAUCAUGCGUAAUCCCAACUUUCCCAGUGCAUUUCCCAAUGCCUUGUUGAAAAAAGUCUGAUAUUUUGGAGGAAGUAGGUUUGUGAUGGAAGGCCUCUCCCUGAACUAUAAUUGUGAAACGUGAAUUUGCUGGUAAUUUAUUUGAACCCCAUCUGAAAACAGUGAGAGUCUGGAAGCACCUAUAGAAAGUGGGCUCCAGAGAGCAACCUAUUGGACCUAAAUACUGUAAAUGAACUGAAUUUAUUUAGGUAAGACUCUCAUCCAUGAAUAGAUUGCUUUAGAAGUUCACUCUUCAUCAGGUCUGAGAUUUUCACACAAAUUAUGGAUAGAUAUGGAUGUCAAAUACUUGGCUGGUGAGUUCAAACUCUCUUAAAAUGUAACUUGAGUUCUGUUUUGUUUUAAAUCUGGACUUGUACAGGUGAGGAGCGUAUAUUAUAAGAUCAGCACCUCUGAAGAUAUUUGUAACUUUGAGCUGAAGAUUGCUAUCAAGUCACCAUCUGGUGAGAAAGUAAUAAUUUCUGUUUUAAAGUGUUUUGGAUUAUGCUUUUAUCAUAAGCCACCCAGACAUCUUUUGUCUAUAAGCAUCAUAAAUAAAUGAAGGUAUGGGGGAAAUAAAAUAAUUCAUGAAGAGACAGGAGACAUUUCAGAGUUUGGACCUGGUAGCCCUGUACUUUAAGGUGGUCGGUUGCAAGCAAGGUCUUCUGAGUUUUGAAUUGAAUUUUAAAAUUUGUAUCUUAACCUUUAUCUGAAGAACUCAGGGUGGUUCUUCUGUACUCUUUCAUCAAACUGUGAAGAAGAGGGGAUUUUGCUACAAGCGUCUUUUCUCAUGUUGCUUGCAUGAAUAAGUUCUUUUUUCUUAUUCAGACUAUUUCUAUAUGGCUUAAUAUGUAAUAAGGUAUCUGAACAGUGUGCAGAAAGCUAAAAACUAUGAUGUUACAAAAAUACACAAUAAAGCAAUUAAUACAAAUUAGUAAUGAAUAGGUACAGACAGCGUUUCCGUCUUCUUUUAACACACCUCUCCACCCAACACCUCUCCGCCAUCCACCUUGGCUCUCACCCAUGGCCCAAAGAAACUCACCGAUCACCCGUUCCAAAUUCUCACAACGAAAAAGCUUCCCAGAAUCUGCUGGCAUCACCCUAGUCUCUCCCUAUAGGUUUGCUUUUAUGGGCAGGCACCAAGGCAGAAGGUGCUUCCUCAGGCUGCCCACAGCUGUGUCCCAUUCAGCUGGGUGAAUUUCUCAACGAGUCCAAAAUAUGGUAAAUCUGACACCCAUCUGCUCACCUUUCUCUGAUCUCUGUACACCUCUCCUGUUCCAGGAGCUGUACCUAUCUCAAUUUCUUCUGCCGAUCUGUUGGUGGUAUAGAAGCCUAUUCCUAAUUUGCCAGUGAUCUCCUGACCCUAAUUUGAAAUUUAGGGGGGCUGUGGGGGAUAACAUUCCAAUAGCACUUCCUUUUUAAAAUGGGAUUUGGUGUCCUCAACUCUGCAUUGGAGGAGUGUAUUUGUGUUCAAAUGCCAUAAAUCAAGGCUAGGAAACCUAAGGUCCCAGGGCCAAAUGCAGCCCAGCAGGCCUCUCAGCCUGGCCCUUGAGAUUCUCUCCAGGUCACACCUUUAUUGAGGGGGGUUGGACUCCAUAAUCCUCAGGGUCCCUCCCAACACUACAAUUCUAUGAGUAUAUUCUGUGAGUGUUUUGCCAGGUUUGAAGGUGUCCUUGAAUUCUGAUAGCUCUUUCUGCUUGCCUGAAUGAAGGUGUGUGAAUAUGUGUAGAACAUACCCUAAUGUGCAAAAGUAAAAUUUUAUAUUUGUUGUUCCACUCACUUUUGCCUUGGCCUGCCACCUAGCACUGCCAUGUGGCCCCCAAAAUGAUGUCCAGAUAGGAAUGUGGCGCUCAGGAUGUAAAGGGUUUCCCCACACCUGCCUGAGUGAUUCUGAAAUCCUGGUUUGAACUGUAGGGCUGUAUAUUAUUAUUAUUAUUAUUAUUAUUAUUAUUAAUAAUACCCUGCCCAUCUAGCUGGGUUUCCCCAGCCACUCUGGGCGGCUUCCAACAAAAUAUUAAAAUACAAUAGUCUGUUAAACAUUAAAAGCUUCCCUAAACAGGACUGCCUUCAGAUGUCUUCUAAAAGUUUGGUAGUUGUUUCUCUUUGACAUCAGGUGGGAGGGCGUUCCACAGGGCGGGUGCCACAACCGAGAAGGCUCUUUGCCUGGUUCCCUGUAACUUGGCUUCUCGCAGUUAGGGAACCACCAGAAGGCCCUCGGCGCUGGACCUCAGUGUCUUGGCAGAAUGAUGGGGGUGGAGACGCUCCUUCAGGUAUACUAGACCGAGGCUGUUUAUGGCUUUAAAGGUCAGCACCAACACUUUGAACUGUGCUCAGAAACGUACUGGGAGCCAAUGUGUUGUUGUUGUUGUUGUUAUUUUAAAAAAGCUCAGACUUUGGAACUAAUUAGUUUCCUCCAGUUGAGUGUACAGAACCAGGACUCAGGGUUGUUGUAACCAUUUAGGAAUCUGUGUACUGGACAAUGGAUUUGAAACGCCUGGGUAAACACAUCCUGCUGUUGCAUUUGCAGAAAUGAAUAUCGACGGGACGAGCUCUUCCUUCAGCUACUUGGAUGAAGCAAAGCACUUGACGGCCUGUGCAAAGUAAGUCCAGAUGACCCAAGAGAGAGCCUGUCACUCUGUGUGCCAGUUGUCAGAAAUGCCAGGGUAGGGUGGUUGGGAAACAAGUGUCUUAUUUUGGAUUUGUUUAUGUACUUCUGAGUUUUGCAAGGGCAACACUGAGGCUAGAAAGGAAGAGGCUAACAGGCAGUGUGACCCUCUGAACUGGUUAUACAUCUUGGCUGUGAGUCCUGGAAGACCUGAUCCUUUCCUUGCAGGCCUUUCCCCACCUUGCCUGGGAGGGAGGGGCCGUGAAUGACUCCAGCUACAAAGGCUGAGGCUGCCGAACAGACUCUUGGGCUGGGGGUUUUCGUGUGGAAGGGGGCUGUUACUGUUAUUGAUAUUACUUUUUUGUAUCUUUAUUUUAGAGGUUAUGGUUUAUGUGAAAAUGUUUGAUGUGGCUGUGUACUUUUUGCUGUUUUAUUUAUUGCUUACGGCUAUUUUUGUUACAUUUGUAAUUACAUAAUCCACCCCCCAUGUUGUAAGGUGCCAGGUGCCUUGAGCAUGGUUUGAACUAUGGAAAGGUGGCAUACAAAUAAAAUGUAUGUGUGCAUGUAUGUAUGUUUGUAUAUAAGAAGGCAUGAAGUUGGGGGCUGGCUGAGGACUGGUCCUAAUACUAGUCUCCAUGUCAAAGGAGAACACAUGGAAGAAUGAUUGGCAGCCGUGGUGUGUGGUGAAAUAGUGAGUGGAGCCAAGAAUGCAUUACUUUUGCAGGGGGUGGGGUGGGGGUCUGUUGAGAAAGACAGGCAGUUAAACAGGAGUUGAAGAGAUGAAAAGAUGGAUUUAUAUACAAUUAUAAUGUUGGUGGUCAGAAUAGCUGUUACAGAAGGGUUAGGGAUAUUAGAUUGAUCCAUUCUUUUUCAGUAAAGGUAAAGGGACCCCUGACCAUUAGGUCCAGUUGUGACCGACUCUGGGGUUGCGGCGCUCAUCUCGCUUUAUUGGCUGAGGGAGCCGGCAUACAGCUUCCAGGUCAUGGGGCCAGCAUGACUAAGCCGCUUCUGGCGAACCAGAGCAGCGCACGGAAACACCGUUUACCUUCCUGCCAGAGCAGUACCUGUUUAUCUACUUGAACUUUGACGUGCUUUCGAACUGCUAGGUUGGCAGGAGUAGGGACCGAGCAACGGGAGCCCACCCCGUUGCGGGGAUUCGAACCGCCGACCUUCUGAUCUUAUAUGAUUGCUUAUUCUGGUUUUCAUUUUCCAUUUAGAUAUAUUUUUACUGUGCUACAUCCAUAUAAGUCUUACUCAGAUUGAAAUCUAUGGGCAUGACUAACUUCCUUCCAUUCAUUUCAUGGCCUCUAGUCUAAAACUUGUUUGGAUACAACACCACUGAUUUUUGAAUUCAUAGAUUUGUUCUAGUCUGGGGAACCUUUAGGGCUUUCUGCCACCCUCCAUGAAUUGGAAAUACAUCCAUUAAUGUGCCCAGUGUUGGACCUUGGCACACUUGUCAAGAACCAGCUCAGCAGGAUAAGUACAUGUGUCUCCCAAAUGCAGUAGGGCUGGCUAGCCAUAUUUUUUAAGUCAGCGUAACCGUCAAACCAGAGAGGAUGUAGCAUGGAGUGAACUUGUUGUCCUACAUGGAGUGAACUUGUUGAAAUUAAUGGUCAUGACUGAUUUGGGCCCAUUUCAGUAGGCCUUCUCUAAGUAGAAACUUAGUUACAUACAUCCCAAAUCAUCUAAGCCAGGGGGCCAUCAACUUUUUUGAGUGAGUGGGCGCAUUUGGAAUUUUCGUGAGUGUUAUGGCAGCAGUCACAAAAUGGCUGCCAUGGGGAGCAUGGCAUAAUAGCUUCCACAACUAAAAGAGCAGAGAAAAAGACAGGACCACAACAUAGUGCGGGUAUACUCCCUUUGCCCUGGCACAUACACCUGUCAUCUAUACGCUUCUCUAUUCAGAAUGAAAGAAGAGGGGUAAGUAUCUGAUUCUGGCAUGGAAGCUGGGUGUGUUUAAGUGGGUGUGUAUUCAAUGGAAGGGAUAGCUGGUAUUCAGAGGCAUAUUAGUAAUGAAUAGGUAGAGGAUGCAUAUUGGAACCAGAGUGGGAGAAGGUUGUUUUCUUUAAGGAAUCAGGGUCUUGUUCUGCUUUCACCCUGUAUAGGUACAAGCCUAUCAGAGGAGAACCUCAGUCUGCCUCCUCCCAUGCUGUGAUGGAUAUAUCUCUUAUCAGUGGAUUGGAAGCAAACACAGAAGACUUAUCUAUUGUAAGGAAGGUGGUCACCCCUGUUAAAUAAAUAACAACAUCAGGACAGCUCUGCUGGAUCAGGCCAAAGGCCCGUCUGGUCCAGCACUCUGUUCUCACAACAGCCAACCAGAUGUCCCAGUGGAAAGUCCCUAAGCAGAACCUGAGAUCUCCCCCCACUUGUGAUUCCUGGCAACUCUGACUCUGGAGGGAGAACAUGACCAUCGUGGCUGGUAGCUCUGCAGUCCUAUGCACCAUGUUGUCCUGGGGCAUUGUGAAAAAUUUAAAAUGGCAGUAUGUUGUCACUUUCCACUGGCACCGGGUAACCCCAAGUCUGGGGAUCCUCCAGUGUAAGAGGCGGUCCAUCGGGUGACCUCUUGACAAGGCCUCCCUCAAGCUGAAACCAGCCCAGUUCAGGUUAGAUUACCAGUUUAACAUGACAGCCAUUUCAUGAAAACAUGCAACCCAAUUCCACUCGCACCAUCAUAGCCUAUUUUUACGGCUUUCUGCUAUAGAUUCUGUGCUUUUUUUUCCUGGUAGUAUGCUCUAGUAUGCACUACCGACACCUUUUCCUGCCAGGGCCCAGUUGCUGCCUCUGCGCCCCAGGGCUGGCUGGAAUGCAAGUGUCCACUCCCCCAGGAGUGUGAGAGUGGGUGACACAGCAUGUGACAGAUUGCCCUGCCCUGGCUCCUGGCCACAUGUGCCCUGGUUGCCUCACUGGCAGAGCUCAUGAUGGUUGUGGCGGGCCGGGUGCAGGCACUGCCAGUGAGUACUGGAACCGUUUUUCCCUAGAAAGAAGGCACUGCAUAUGUUAAUAUAGUUGUUCUUGUGGUCACAACCAAAACUAGUUGCUGAAUUCUCUCUCUCUCCCUCUCCCUGCUCAGCUUGCGAAUAACAUUGACCAGUUGAUUGCAAGCUAUGAGAUAACCAAUGGACAUGUUCUGGUGCAAAUAGACUCGGUAGGUUCUCUAUGGCUUCUCUGUCCUUUUCAUUAAAAUAAAAUGUUUCAUCGGUUAUUGUCAUUUUCCAGUUCUUCUAUGCCAGGGCUGGAUCUUCUCCUAAUUCUUAUAAUCAACCAGUAUCUCAGAAUUAUCCACCAAGUUGUGCAACUGGUGUAGAGGGAAACUGAUUUGGGCAUAAACAUAAGUUUUUGACUUUUUAAAGUGUUUUUUUGGAUAAGGCUGGUCCACUUCCCAGUGGGUGGUGGUGCGGGCAGGCUACGUGGCCUCCGCACUCAGCGGGGGCUGGGCUAAGCCCCCUCGUCAUUAGGGAGCCCCGGCUGCAUCACGGCCCCCGGCCAGCCAAUCCAGUUGCUGGGAGGCAUGGCUUGCCCCUUUUAAGCAGUCGCACGGCCGGGGGAUCCCCCCUUCUGGUUCUGGCUUCCGUGGAUCUCCCGCCCUCCCGCCCUCUUUUCAUGUGUUCGUCAUAUUGGCCUUGCUAUGGACCUCAGUUGGUCGCCGUUGAGGGGCCUGGUAGGAAUUUUUCCACUUGGCAAAUUGGCACUGGCCAUUUGGUUUUCGCCCACCUCGUAGCAAUCGUCACAACUUUUGUAAGGUUUGGCUGUGAGGCAUUGGUAAAAACCUGGUUUGGGGGAGGGGAGGUGUGGCCAUCACCUGCCCCUCCAUUUUAAAGGGUAUUCCAUUAAAGGAAGCCGGGGGUUGUGGUUCCUGUCCGAAGCCCAGGUGGAGGUUAGGGCCAUGGCACGACCUUCCGGUGACCCUGGGGGGAGCUCUGAGUUGAUGUACAUCAGGGGUGGACAACUCCCAAGAGACUGUGAUCUACUCACAGAAUUAAAAACUGGCAUUGAAUCUACCCCCUUUUUGGGGGUUCAGGUCAAAGUUAUUGAGCUUUUUUAGGUAGGAGGAAAGCACAGAUUUUUGUGAAUUCAAGCCUAAGCUCAAGGGAGAAAGAGCUUACUCACUGAGUAAACUCCAUCUUCCGUUCUGCAGCUCAUGCAACAAUGGAGGGCAGGGCCGGAUUCUAUUUUACCAAUGCUAAGGAAAGGGACCCAGUGAUUGACCACGAUCUACCCGGGGAUCUACCAGUAGAUCAUGAUCGACCUGUUGGACAUCCCUGAUGUACAUCAACAGGGCUCCCCCUACUGGUGGUUAACCCUUGUGAGACUUCCUGCAUGACGGGCAGGAGUCAGAUAUAGUCGGUUCAGUUCCAAUGCCUAAGCCAAUACCACUCACAUUCUGUAACCAAUAAAGUUGUGGCCUAAAUUUUGCCCAUUGACCCAAUAUGCAGUGUCCACAUGUUAUUAUUCAACAUAAGGGGGAGGCCUCGCGACAUUGUUUUACCAGUCUGGUGUUUGUUGCUUGGGAGGAAGGGUAGUAUUGACUUGUAAAUCAUUGUUAUUAUCAUUAUCAUCACCAGUGUAUUAUUAAUAAUUAAUUAUGAUCUGUUAUGCCAGGUUUCCAAAUCUGCAUAGCGCAUUCUUUCAGGUAUCAAAGAAGGGGAAUAGAGGAAUGAGUUUUUCUGGGCACUGAGGCAUCUUUCCUAACCAGUGAAAACCAAUGGCUAGAAACUUAAAAAAUAAAUUAAAAAUGUGCCAACGACUGAGAUACUUGAGGCCAGACUACAAUGUGAUGCAAGCUGGCUAUGACCGGAUAUCCCAGUAUUUUCCAUCUUUUACUCAAAUACAGCUGCAGUUUGUGUUCCAAAUUGCAGUGGCAGCGGGAGAGGUGUUUAGCUCUGCCUGAUUUGCACAUAAGUCAGACCAUGGCUUAGUGCAAAAUGUGUAGGCUCUAGAAGAGAAGAUCAUGGCCACUUUGCUUCUCCCUGGUCAUUUUGCUGCUUGCACUAUUAUGCUGAGCUGAGCCAUGGGAAGGUCCAUAGCUCAGUGGCAGAACCACCCAGAGUGGUUGGGGCAACCCAUUCAGGUGGGUGGGGUACAAAUAAAAGUAAUAGUAAUAAUAAUAAUAAUAAUAAUAAUAAUAAUAAUAAUAAUAAUUUUUUUUAUUUAUAUCCCGCUCUCCCCAGCCGAAGCUGGGCUCAGGGCGGCUAAUAACAAUAAAAUAAUACAACAUUCUAAAAUCAUUUCAUUAUAAAAUUAAUUCAAUUCAAAUUGAUGGCAACCAUUAGGCUAGAGUUCUGUGAAGAUUGCCAAAGGAGGGAGUCAGGCUGUGCCCUGACCAAAGGCCUGGUGGAACAGCUCUGUCUUGCAGGCCCUGCGGAAAGAUGUCAAGUCCCGCAGGGCCCUGGUCUCUUGUGACAGAGCGUUCCACCAGAUUGGGGCCACAGCCGAAAAAGCCCUGGCUCUAGUUGAGGCCAGCCUAACCUCUCUGUGGCCUGGGACCUUCAGGAUGUUUUUGUUUGACGUGCCAUAAAUCAUAAGACAAACCUUGGCUACAGCAUGUGGUUAGUUUGGAGAGAGCUAAACCAUGACCCUGGGUUUGGACAACACACCAAGCCAUUGCUUAGCUCAGCACUAACCAUUCAGAGCAGAUUUGGGGAGGGCGCUGUGAUGAGGUUUCAUUGUACGAAUGGAAAUCCUUAUACUAAUGGAAAGAGUGAUUUGGAUACUGCCCUGUGCUUGUAGGGAGGAUGUUUGUGUGGAAUUAGUGGGGGGGGGGCACAGUGCCCUGCAUGGUGUCACCUUUUUGCCACACACCACAAGCAGAUUUCAUUGAUUUUUUUUUUUUUUUGCAGGGGCUAAAUUUACAUUGCUUCCCCAUGACUGUUUUGCAUGAAUGAAAUUGGGCUCUCUGGACUUACAAUGCAAGGAGAUUGGGGGAAGAUAGGCCCCAUGGCUGGGGGGAAAUUCCUCAAGUCAAUCCAUCCUAACUUGUAUUCUGUUUCCAAUAAGAUUCCAGCAAAUGAAUUUCUGUGCAUUGGGUUCCGAGUAACAGAAGUAUUCCGUGUUGGAAUGGCAAGCCCAGGAAGCUUCACAGUGUAUGAAUAUCACACCCCUGGUAAGGAGACAGUUCCUCCAAGCCAGAGCUUUCCAAACUGUGUGUCACGACACGUUAGUGUGUCGGCUGCAGUGUGUAGGUGUGUCGUGCGAAUGCUCCCUGCUCUUCUACUGGGGCUGGAAAGGGGUUAGUUUGUGAAAUAUACUCGGAAUCGAGCGUGGAUUUCAUGCUCUUUAUUCAGCUCAUAGUAGCAAGGAAUGGAAGUUCCCCCAAAAUGCCUGCUUUAUAUACAUUAUUUACACAAUGGGCCCCACAUGAUUGGCUAAUUCCGGGAUUCUCCUGUAGGCCAAUCAGGUUGCGGAUUCACUUCCACCUGGAGCUGGAUUGGGUGGCUCCUGCGGACCAAUCAGACUGCUGCAUUCUGGAUCCUAUUGUUCUAGGACCAAUCAGACUGCUGCAUUCUGAAUCCUAUUGUUCUAGGACCAAUCAGACUGCUGCAUUUUGGAUCCUAUUCAACUCAGUACAUAACAGUUUAGUUUGCUAGUAAAACUGAAUUACUGUGUCGCGAAAUGAUGCAUGCCUAAAAAGUGUGUCACCAGCAUGAAAAGUUUUGAGAACUCUGCCCUAAGCAAUGGACCAUCGCUCUAUGGCAGUAUAUAGCAGGCUUUGGGUGCAAGAGGUCCAAAUUUCAAUCCAGGCAGGUCUUAGAAGGACCUCUUUCUGAAGACCUGGAGGACCACUGCCAUUGAGUGUUGACAGUGCUGGGCUAGAUGAAGCAGUGGUUUGACAGGGGAUAAGGCAGCUUCCCUCUGUUCCCUUUCCCCACUUGAUCUUCACAGCUGGACUUGUGCUAGUGCUUGCAUCCUUGAGCAGCUGCCAGGACUCUGGCAUCUUAGGAGGGUCCAUCAUUGAUCCCUGCCCUGAGCCCUCCCGGAAAUAAAAUUGCCUGGCCCAGCCCUCCAAGCAGCACGAGGUGACUGGGCUUAGCUGUCAUUUUAAUUUCCCACAAUACCCUGGAGCAACACUAUAUAGAGGAUAUUACCGGGAAUGGGGGCUGCCCCUAGCCACCUGGUGCUGCUUACACCAGUGCUGCCUGCGCUGGGUAAGACCAUCAGAGGGGCAUCCCAAGGGCACUUGAGCCACACCUCUGUCAUGUCUGAAGCCAGUCAUGCACCAGUCAGAGUGGUGUGAUCUCCAGGACCAAAUGUGACAUUACAUUAAUUGCACGAAUGCAGUUAAUUACACAGGGUUCUCGGUUAUGGAAAUAGUUGCUUUGAAGAAGUCGGUGUGGCCAUGGAGCUGUGGGGUGGGGGAGUUGAAUUCUUUCCCUCUUUGUCAUGAUCUCAACAAAAAUCUCCUCUCUCUAGUUGUUUGCUUUUCAUGGGAAGCAACUCCCUUUGGUGUCAAGAGGAGUUUCCCCUGAAAUGCAAACAGUAGCUUUGAAGAGGUGAGAGAAAAACUCCCCUUAGCCACACCACACUACUCCAAAGCUGCUCAGGCUUUGCAUCUGCUGCUGUUUACAUACCAAAAGACACAUGUGCUAAUUGCAGUCAUGUCCACAAUUUCACAUCUUAUUUGGUCCUCAUUAAGGCUCCGAUUUCUUUCUGAGUUUCUCAGUAGAAUUGCUCUGUAUUCUUGUUUACAUCUUGGCUCGUGGGACUUUGGCAACCACCAACCUCUGUCUUUCUGAAACUUUGAUUUCCCACAGAUAAACAGUGCUCUGUAUUUUACGAUCCUUAUGGAGAAGACUCACUCGUAAAACUCUGUGAAGGGGUAGAGUGCAAAUGUAUGGAAGGUAAAAAUGUUUUCCUGCAAAUGGGGAUGGAAUAAUUUGCCAGCUUUAGUUCUCUCUGUUUGAUUUUUCCAGUCUUCAGUUCUCCACAUUUCUGUAGCAAUUUGCAAAUUUUCCUUAAAAAAACCCUAAUAAAAUUUCUUCAACAUUUCUUCCAAUAAACAAUUUUUUAAUCAGUUUUGACUAAUAUAUUAGGAGAAAUGGCUUGCAGAAUGCCUUUUUGUAUGUUAUUUUCACUAAUAUAUUCAUAUUUGCGCACAUGUUCCCCUAAAACAUAAAAAUAUUGUUUGGAUGUAGAACAGCAUAGCAAAUUUCAGAUAAGUGCACAUUUUGAGGGUGGUCGUGUUUUGGUUCUCAUAUUGUUUUGGAAAGUGCAAAUUUGAUAAAUUCGGCUUUAAAUAAGAAUGGAAUCAAAUCUCUCCCUCACUCUACAUGCAAGUAAAUUUCUACUGACUUCAGUGGAACUCACUUCCCAAGUGACAUUGCUGCCAGCGUUUAAAUUGCUAAUAUAUUACAGGAUCGUGCAGUGUGACUCAUUGCAUUGAGGGCCUUAGUGUGAAAGUGUUUCCAGCUGUUAAUAGGAAUUUAUAAGUGUGAGCUACAACAAAAUGUUCCAGCCAGCCACACUAACCUUCAAGCCAUUCCAUUCUGUUCCCCUCCCACAAUAGUAAUUCAGAAUUCCAUGGCUGCUGAGGUUGCUCAGCCUUAUUGGGCUGUUUUUUGAGUCCCCUGCCCUUUGCUUUGUAGGAAGAAUUAAAGGAUUCUCUUGGUUCGCUGAACUGGAACAACUUAAGCAGAAAUUGGGGCGGGGGGAAGGAAGUUGGAACAAGGCAAAAAGUUUCUCCUUGUGCUAUUUCUCUGUUUUGCUCAAACAUAGCCGAAUGUGGCCGCAUGCAGAAAAGACUGGAUGGGUCUAUAAGUUUCAAUUCUCGGAAUGAAGUGGCAUGCCAGAAGGACAUUGCAUAUGGUAAGAUUUUGAGGGUUAGUGCAUGUUAUUCGUCCCCCCCCCCCCCAUAUUUACUUUCAGCAUUUUUACUCUGCCUUUUAACUCAGGAAGGUUUCAGAAAGGCAUAAUAAUAAUAAUAAUAAUAAUAAUAAUAAUAAUAAUAAUAAAUUUUUACUUAUAUCCCGCCCUCCCCAGCCGAAGCCCGGCUCAGGGCGGCUAACAACAAUAAAAUAAUACAACAUUCUAAAAUCAUUUCAUUAUAAAAUUAAUUCAAAUCAAAUUGAUGGCAACCCUUGGGCUAGAGUUCUGUGAAGAUUGCCAAAGGAGGGAGUCAGGCUGUGCCCUUUAAAAAUAGUAUGAAGGUAGCCCCUCCUGUCAGGCUCACAGUCUAAAAAUACACGACACACAAGGAGAAAGGAGUGGGAGGGAGGAGGGGAAAGCAAGCACAAGUUCUUCCAAGUUAUAGUUAUUAAAGUUACAGCCAGUGUCAGUGGUGGUUAUUGUGAUCUUGGGCUUGAUAAAGAACAGUCUCUUCCCUGAAAGCACCCUUCCUCCAUCAGAUCCAGGAACAGAACUGGUGCUAAUGACCAAGCCAGGAGCACAGGGCAGUUCGUCCCUCAGACAGCUGACUUGAUGACAGCUAGAAUCUGACCAGCAGGGCAGUGUUUUAAAAAGAAGCUGGAAUACAGGAUUAGACAAAUUCAUGGAGGAGAAGGCCAUCAAUGUCUCCUAGCCAUGAUGGAUAUAUUCUCCCUCAAGAGUCGGAGGCAAUAUGGGUUGCUGGGAAGUACAAGUAGGGAGAAUUCUGUUGCAAUCAGGUCCUGAUUGUGUGUUUCCCGUUGAGACUUGUGUGCUUGUCAUCAUGUCAUCCACUGUGAGAACAGGGUUGUGGGCUAGGGAAGAAUAGGAUUGUGGACUAGAUAGGCCUACAACCUGAUCUAGCAGGGCUCUUCUUAUGUUUGUGUAAUCAUGGUGCCAUGAAGCAGAAGAGGUACAGGCUGUGUCACAAAGAGACACAGUACCCUUAAGCACUUCCCCCUGUGAUCUCCCAGUCUGAGGAUGUGGGCCUUCUUACUUGACUCAAAGGCUGAAGGCUCCAGCUAGCUCCAGCUCUCUGCUGGACAACAUCCCCAACAGGAGUGAAUCCUUGAGCUAGUAGGGCCCACUGGGAACUGUCCAUGGUCCUGACUGAUCCAACCUUUGUUUAAAGAGACCUGACCAGUCUUAGCAUGCUCAGAAGAGGUUUAGCCUCUGUCCGCAUCCUUUGCGAGCUUCAAGACCUGUGGAAAAGUAUAUCCUGCACUCCAGAGCUGGUGUAAGAUUCUAGGUGGUGGUGUCUGGGUCAGCUUGUUCUAGGAGACCUUCCAUCCUGAUCUAGCAAGAUAAAAAUAAUUAUCAACUGAAUUAUUUUAUCUCUCAGUUAGGGCCUAAUGAUGCUCAGAACACCCCCCCCCAAUCAAAAAUGGGGAGAAUGUAAAGGAGUAACACUGUGGUUUGGAGAUGAGUACUAUAGUAUGAUACAGUGGCCUCAGAUUGUGCCUGAUAAUGUUUAAGAGCAAAUUAUGAGCAUGUUCAGAUCUCCAAGGCUGUUGGCAGCCGUAGUCUAGCAUCUUGAGGGCAACAUAUUGGCUGCCUCCGUUUUAGUGUGUUCUGGCAAGCAUGCAACAUGGAAAUCAGGUUCAGAUAUUGUAUAAUCUUACUGGCCAGUGAUUUUGGGACCCUCAGGUGCAGCCUCCCUCCCAUGUGAAAAAGGCAGGGUAUUAAAAGUACACAUUUUCUUGUAUUGCAUCUGAUUUUCUUGGAUACUCUGAAAAAUGUAGAAAUGGUUGCACUCUUAGGGUUUCAGGCUCCUCUGCUGGUCUUGGGAUUCUAUCAAAUGCCCAAAAUUUCCACACUCUGGAGAUGAUCUUUAAUUUUAUAUUUAUAUAAGUCAUCCUGUGUAAUAUUAAACUCAGGGCAGUUUGUAAUGCCAAUUAAAACAAUAAGAUGUGUGGACUUCCAGGAGAGAGGAAUAGUGAUUCGGCUGUCUCUCUGUUAGCUCCUGCUGACAGAAGAUAAUUAUGUAGUGAUUGAUAACAGUGAGACAGAUAGUCUGACUACUAAAUCACUCUGUAGUUAAGGGUGACCUGGGAGUUAACCAAUAAUUACUUUUAAGAGAGGACUCCAUAUUCUAUAUGUUUGAUUUUUGUAGUUGUUAUUUUACUGUAAUAUGAGGAAAUCUUAAUUAUUAUUUUUUUAAAAAAUCCCAAUAAGAUGUGCAAUAAAGCAAAUUAAAUCCUGUAAGCCAAUGGCCCAAAUACCAACUAAACCAACAGUGAACAUUAAAUGUCUAGUGUUUAAAAUUCAGCAACCUUUCAGCCCUUUUAAAUUUUUAUUUAGAAUACUUAUAUCCUGCUUUUAUAGCCCCAGGAGGCUCUCAGACAACUUACAAAAGACCCCCACAGCAAAAGUUGCGCUCAAACCUGGUUCAGGAAUAUAAGUAACAAGGUGCCAGGAUUAUUUAGGGGGCAUUUCCUGCCCUAAGGCUGGUCUUCAGACUAUAAAAAGAGCCCUGCUGGGUCAGUUCAAAGAUCCCAUCUAGUCCUUUCUCACAGUGGCAACCAGAUGCCCCAAAGGGAAGCCUGCAAGAUGUCCAUGGGGGAGUCCUGGUGUUGCCCUUUGACCUUUUCCUACUAUGCAUCAGAGCUCGCUCCUGUGGCAGUGGAGUGGAGCUGAACAACUGGAUCCUGCUCAGCCCACAUUGGAGGUAGUCCUCUUGUGACUUUAAAUACAAAACGUAAAAUACAACAUUUUAAAAUGCAAGCAAUUAUUUAAAAUUAAAAUUCCCAGGAGAACAAAAAUGACUUAACUGGACUUCCAUCAUCAGAUGUCACAGAUGAAAACAUGCUGUCUGCUAUUGAUGGUGGGAAUUGGUGAUAGCAGCCUUCCACCUCUGCUCAGAGAAAAUGCAGAGACUCUUACCGUCACUUUUAAUGAACACACUCAAGAAUGAACCUUUGUCCAGCACUGUUGUUGUUACUGGUUUAUUAUUAUUAUUAUUUCUCCUCUGUAGUCUAUAAAGUGAAUAUCCUGUCCUCCAAGCCAGAAGGAAGCUUUGUUAAAUACACUGCAACUGUCCUAGAUCUCUAUAAAAGAGGUGAGAGCAUUUGUUAUCAUGAGCUGAAAUGAUUCCAUUAAGAUACAACAGGAGCAGUGAACCCUGUGGCUUUCCAGUUAUUGUUGGAGUCCCAAUCCCCAUCAAGCCAAUGGCCAGAGAUUUGUUUGUUUGUUUGAUUAAAUUUCUAUACCGCCCUUCAUCCAAGGACCACAGAGUGGUUUACAAUAUAAAAACACAAAAACACAUAACAUAGUAACAACACCCUACCACCGUUUAGAAGGCCACAGAUUGUUUAACUAGCCAAAGGAAUGGUGGGAGUUGUCAUCCAGUAAUCUCAGGAACACAGAGCCUAGGGCUUGCAGAUCGGAAGGUCGGCGGUUCGAAUCCUGUGAUGGGGUGAGCUCCCAUUGCUCGUUCCCUGCUCCUGCCAACCUAGCAGUUCGAAAGCACGUCAAAGUGCAAGUAGAUAAAUAGGUACCACUCUGGCGGGAAGGUAAAACGGCAUUUCCGUGCACUGCUCUGGCUUCGCCAGAUGCGGCUUAGUCAUGCUGGCCACAGGAUCCAGAAGCUGUAUGCCAGCUCCCUCGGCCAGUAAAGCGAGAUGAGCGCCGCAACCUCAGAGUCAUCCGCUACUGGACUUAACGGUCAGGGGUCCCUUUACCUUUACUAAUCUCAGGAAGAUCCCCACCCUUCCCAAAGUGUUCCAUGAAGAGAGCAUGAACUCAUGGCCAUUUCCUUGUCUUUUGCCCCCAGCAGGUGUGGGAAACAUUUUUCACCCCAAGGGCCACCUUCCCAUCUGGGCAGCCUUCUGAGGGCUGUAUGCCAGUGUUGGGCAGGGUCAGAGGCAAACAUGAGCAGAACAACAAAUAUAAAUUUUAUCUUUAUGGUUCUGUCUUGCAGAAAUGACAGAACUACUAGCUGGCCUUUGGGCUCCUUCUAACCUCCUUCUAUUUUUACUCCAGGGGAGGCUUUUGCUCAGAAGAACUCAGAAGUCAUCUUUAUUAAAAAGAAUUCAUGUGUCGAUGUUCAGCUUAAUCCAGGAGAGAAUUACUUGAUCAUGGGGAAAGAGGCCUUGAAGAUAGGAGAUGGUGCCAAUGCCAAGUAAGUAACCUUGGAUUUACAGUGCAUGAUAUGUAAAGAAUAUGUUUGGGGCUUUUUUAAUUUAGAGAAAAGUUGAGGGUAUCUUAUGUAGGUGGGGGAGGGGAGAAACCUAAGUAGGGAUCCCAAUAAAUAGCCCAAUGAAGAGGGGGUGGGGAAUGGAGUAUUCAGGAAGAGAACAGGGCUAGCUGCUUAGAAACCUGAACAGGAUACUCCAUUCUACACAUUAGGAUUGUAGCAGCAAUAUUUGGGAUGAUGGGGAAGAGGUGAGGUGGUAAUAGUGUUAUUUUGGAGAUUACCCAAAAGUAUUCUUCACCUCUGCAUUGCAAGAGAAAGAGUUGAACCCAAUGUCAGACUAUUUCCAUUAUUUUCAAAAGGUCUACAGUACAGUACAGUACAGUUCAGUUGGCCACAACCCAAAGUAUUUCAGGGAGCAGUUUAAAGUUGGGUUGUUGUUGUUUUUUGGCAGACUGGGGUGAAGAGAGGAGGCGGAGAGAGCAACCAUUCAUUUCAAUGGGUCUUCUCUGAGUAGAACUUAAUUGGUGACAGCCUUUAAAAUGUAUAAAGUUAAAUGUUCAAUGGACAUCUCUCCUUCCAUAAUGUAUAGUACAGUUUUAGCACUGUGCCCUGAGCACUACCUACAGUAGAAAAUAGACAUGCAGGUUUUUAUUUAUUUAUUUAUUUAGUUAGUUAUGGUAAUAUUUUUAGACUGCCUUGUGAUGCAAAGAAGGCCCCCUACAUGGUGUAUGACCACCCUUGGAAACUAAUGAAAUUGCUAGAACAAAUUAAGCAUUAAAACAGAAUGAAUUUUUUUGCACCCGCUGAGUAUCUGAACACUCUUCAAAGACAGUACCGUGUAGUGCAUCUUGCAGUAGUGUAAACUGUAAAUGACCAAGACACGCAUCAUUGGCCAGAACCAUCAAAUUUACUUUAGCAGUUUGUGUUCCUUCCAUUAUUUCACUUAGUUUAAAAUGCCCCUUUCCUUCUCCCUUUUCUGUAGAUACCAGUAUCCAUUAGAUGCCAUGACCUGGAUUGAAUGGUGGCCUACUGACUCAUCUUGUGCUUUGUGCCACGACUUUGUAGAAUUAAUGGAGGAAUUUGUGGAAGAUCUCUUUCUCAAUGGUUGUUAAACUACCAAAAAACUUUUGUGAACAGUCUUCAGACUGAUCAAAGCUUGCCGGAACAUGUUUUUUCCUAUGGUUCUUCCCAGCCUUUUAAACAAGGAGAGCUGUAUCUGUCUACAUAUAAAAUAGCACUUAUUUUUCUAGGAAGUAUCUGAGAAUCCAGUUUUUGUGUGUUUAUAAUACAAUGAGCUUAAUAUAAGUGGGGGGGGGGAAGGUGUUGCAUGCUUCAGUACUGUGGACAAUGUAUAAUAUCCAAUACAUAAUACAUUGCCCAACAUGGGACUUGUCCACACUUCUGCUUGUCUCCUGCCUAGAUAGCAUAGGUCUGAGUGGUUCUUCCCUUGCCCUGCUCCUUACAUAGGGAAAGGCUGCUCUUUACCACUAAAUCAGAGCAAAAGUCAAUCUGGAGAAAACAAGGUUUGCCAUUUGCUCCGACUGAGUGCUAAAGAGCAGUUUUCCUCAGGGGAAGGCAGUGGGACAUGAGAAAGUGUGGAUGAGCCUAACAAUCCUAAUAAUUAUCCUAAUAAUUCACCAAGAAUCCAUCUCUAUUCCAUAUGUUUUCCUUCUGCAUUCAAAAGUUAUCACCAUUCAUAUUUUGUAUUUUGUUCUUUUGUUGUUGUUGCUAAGAAUAUGCAUUGCAGCUGUCUGGAGACAUUUUAAGCCAUUGUUGGUGUUUAGAAAAUAAAUGGGACUUAAAUCAUAA
Podarcis lilfordi (Lilford's wall lizard) is the source of this 69752-nucleotide messenger RNA. NCBI's taxonomy places the organism in Eukaryota, Metazoa, Chordata, Lepidosauria, Squamata, Lacertidae. The record is from the annotation of a GenBank genome assembly.